AUUUGCGGCAGGGGGAGGUGGGUCUAGAUCCUAAGGAGCCUAGAGGGGCUGUGCUUCGGUGCCACUUAUCAUUAGAUAUGGCCACCGUUAUAGAGUACACCGAAGCGUCAUCUUCAACUUAAAUUAGUGUUAAUUCACAGAAUUCUCGCAGCUCGGCCACUGUGUCACACGGGGUGUUGUUUUGGGGAGCCAAAUGCUCGUUUUGACAUCUCUUUGGAGGCGGUUGUUACUGCGUGGCAGGCUGGCUGUGAGAGUCUUCUAACUGGCCGCUCGGUCCCGCAGCUUGUCGAUGCUGAAGAAAAUAGAACCAGUUGCCAGCCAAGCGGUCUGCACCCAACAUUUGAUUUGCGCGUCGCCGUGCAGCCACGAAGGAUUUACAUUUUAAAGUUCCACUCACGGAGUCUUGACUUAUAUGCCGCCACUUGGGCUUCGGCUUUGACUUGUUUAUACGUUGAUGGUUAAAAUUGUUGGCCCCCUGACUUGGGUGGCUAACACCAAGUAGCUAUAUAAGCCGAACUCGUGCGACGACAGCUGUCAUUGGAGAAAGGAAAGUGAUCCCCCUCUAAAUGCGUGUGCUAGUGAAGCGGGUUUCUUUUGGAUUUACAUCAUCUGCAUUUCUGUCAAAUGGGCAAAGUAUGGAAUAACAUCGCAGCGCUGGAAUACAAUGAUAUGCAUGAUGCAAUUGUGAGAAUUGCGGUGUUGCUUCACUGGAGAGAGGCUAGCUAGCUCCAUUAGCUUGCUAGCUAGCUUGGUGAUAAAAAGUGCGACGUUUCAUCCUCCAGUUUUUUGGACAUGAAGAGGAUAAUUCGCUAUUCAUAGGGCUGGAAGGUAAGCCACAGUAAGAUGUGAUAUUGUUUUUCAUACACGCGGGAUUUGUUUGGCUUUUAUCUUGUGAAGAAAGGCUGGGGCAACAUAAUUCACCUCCAGUCUGGUGUUGGGGGUUUGUCGCCGCCUUGGCUCUCAUGACUCAGACUAUUCUUUGGAGCGGAGCAUUCAGUAGAUGGUUCAUGGGAGCUAUAUAAUCACAUAGAGAAAAGCUAAGCUGAAUGUUUGAUAUCUUUUACAUUAUUUACCAUCAACAUAAUACACACAGAAAACAUCAUCUUAUAAUGAAAGCUAGAAACCAAAGCCCAUGUCGUUGUGUAAUGUAUCAUUUUCACUUCUUGUGUACCGUUGUAGAGCUCCAGAACAGUUCUGUUUCAUUAAAUAGACGGUGCCUUUGUGUAUGUAUGUGUGUGUGUGUGUUUGGGGGGGCAAAUACUCACUCCUUUUAAAGUUUCCAAGCAUUUUUAUUUUGUUUUCAUUCUUUUUACUUAUAUGUUCACAAUAUAACAUUUGACAUUAUAUAUAACUGUGGCAUUAAUGUGUGUUUGGCUCAUGGCGACUAUAAUUACAACCGACUACGAUGAGUUGGACAACUGCAACCACAGGUAACCUGUUUGCUCUCGGACCCUCUGUCGAAGUUGUCCUACAGGCUAAUGUCGACCAUAUUUGAAUCAUAUCUACAUUUAACAAGAAAAAUAAUGGGAAAAAAGGAUGAUUUGUUUCAUAUAUUGACAGUGUCGGUGCUUCUUUAGUCUGUGGUCGCACUUAGAGUUCAACACAACAGGCUAGCAAUGUUAGCUUUGUGCAGCUGCUUUGUGCCCAAGCUUGAGUUAACAAAAGCUAGCCUUAGCAUGUCUCCAAUUGUGCCUGUGGUGGUCGUGACUACCUUAUGGAGUCUCCGGAUGCUAACCUCAAAUGCCCCAACAUUUAGUGCUCUUCCCAUCACUUUCAGUCGAGGCUCACCUAUGUGCAAAUGUUGUGAUAUAAUGAUCCGUCUCAACUAGUUCUUGUCAGAUCACACCCAGAAGGAGGCAGUGAAUCUUUUAAUUUUUAUACCAGCAUCUUAAGUCAGAUUCACAAGUCUGAAUAAUGACAGCACAAGCAUUGUAAUGACUAAUAAUUCUUGUCGAGUUUGGUGUUGCUGGACCACCAUCUGUCUGCAGAGCCUGGAGGCUGGUUGAGGCUAAUACUGAUGUAUGAGAGGAAGGAAGGAACUACUCCAGAGAACAAAAAGUGGAGUCAGGAUCUAACAGUAAAAGUCAAGACCUCAUGGCUCAUCAAAACAAACCCUCUCUAUAUUUGCCAAGAUUUACGCCAAAUUAGAGACAGCGCAUUACUACUUAGUCGAUAUAGAUGGUUCUUAUCAUCUGAUUAGGAGAUGUCUUGAGGGCAAAUUUGUGAUGUGAGAAAAACACAGCAGCUGGUUAUUCACAUCACUUACAGCUGUACAAGGAAUCUUUACAGUCAUAUAGCAAAUCAGGUCUACGUUAGUUUACACAAUCAUUUUACUCAUCUGAAAACCAGCAAAGUUGGCUCUGUUAUGAGUCACCCUAAAGAUUAGUCAUAAUGUGGUCUGAUGUAAUUGCAUUUUGGUAAAAAUAAACAAGCCAAUGAGUGGCCUGUGCAGGUUUUCAAGGGAGAGCAAUCAAAAAUAUUUGCUGAUGGGUGAAAAAAGGCUACAGCUGAUUUCCCACCAUGUUUGCUUUAGUGUGAAACCCGAUACUUUAUCUCUGGGUUUAUUUUCUCUCUAGGUUAAUUCUGAAAAGGUCAUGGGGUGGGUCUCAGUAACGUCAAAAAACAGAGGUUUGAUUCGCAAGUUUCAGCAAAUAAGUACAGUAUGCAUAAAGUUGCAAUAAAUUCUACUUUAAAGUUUUUAGAUUUAUUUAGUUUUUAAUGUUAUUUCAUCACACCAAUCCCUAUCCCUCUUAUUUAACGUCAAGAUCUUCAAAGCAACUAUGAUAAUCAAGCCCACUAAAGCCUCAUUUCACCCAGCAUCACUGUGUAUAUUUUCUUGUCAACAGCUUAGAAACAACAUACAACCUGUCUUUUGAGAUCUGUUGUAAUUAAUAAAUGUUGAUAAUCUAUAAAACUGAUGUUAAAUUAUUGUGCAAACUUGCAGGGAAGACAUUUAGUCAACAAAACCUACACAUCCCUACAGUAGGCGAACAGUUGAUUUCUUGCGUGUACAGUAGACACAAGCAAACCUGUAUAUCUAAUCAAAAGUGACUGACCACUUAAGGAACAUAAAUCCAAUUAUUCCACGGCUUUUCAAUCUGUUUAUUUACUUGGAUCAAUAUCUGAUUAUUAACUUGCAUGAUAACCAAAAGUCCUGCUAACUUUGCAUAAGAGAACAUAGUCUGUGUUAGGAGAAAUACGUAGCAGCUAGCAUAAUUGUUGUAUAAUUUGUUAGUAUGCUACAUUUUCUAAAAUGACUUAUAGCAUUAGUCUGGCUGGAAAUGGGUUUUUAAAAUCUGUUAGUCUGACUAAAAUCACAGUAAAAUAACUUUUCACAGUUAGACUAUCAUACCCAGAUGAUAUGGUGAGGGAUCGAUAUUCUCCGCCAUGUAUACACAGUCAUCGGACUGAAACUGGCUAAAGCGUUGUGCACAUGCUCCAGGGCUCAAAUGCAGUGUGUUGACCUGGCAGUUAAACAGCAUAUGUUGUUAGGCAGCCGGAUAGUAAACAAAACUUUUAACAGAUGUAGAAAGGACUUUAAAAAAGAUGAAACUGUGGUACCAACAAAAGGCACAGAACUGUACAAAGAUGGUGUUCCCAUCAUUCCUCGUACAUUAUGUUAGCCACUUGCCAUUGCGUUUGUUGAUGGCCACUAGGGCUGCAGUCAACCAAAGAGAAUAUUGGUUAGCCGCUCGAACAGCACACAUCUGCGUGAAUUCCUAUCUGAAAGUAUAACGAGGGUCUUUGCGGGGUUGAAAAGCAAUUUAGGAAUGGAUCACAUGUAAAUGAAGCACUUGUAUUUAAAUGAAAACAUCCUCAAGUGUGUCGAAUGGAUGAUGGGCAUUCAGUGUUGAGUGACGGACUUGCAUGCACAUUUGGAUCCAGCUGUUUGACAGUCGUUUAAUGCUUCUGCUGGUUUUCUGAAAAAGGUCAUCAUACUUCCUCCACAGCUGCUGGUUAGCUUGUCCUACUUUAACGAUUCUUUGCUCUGGUCACCAUGUCUCUCCAUUUUUCAUCCUCUUGGAGCUGCAGCAGUGAGUGACGUCUGUUCACCUCACACUUACUAUUCAGAAUAAGGCUAUAGAGACACCUUGAGAUAACUGUAUUUGACUGAUUUCGUAAUAAUAGUAAGUAAUAAGACCCACUGUCUGAACUUUGUGUGUUUUAUGCACAGAGAGGGUUUUCACAGGUUUUAGAUGGAGAUUUAUAGAACAAAUUAGCUUCAGGUGACCAGUGCAGGUGACUUAACAGACAGGGCUUCGUAGUUUUGACUUCUUUUUAUUGUCUGGGUACAACUGGUGACGGUACACCCUGAAGCAGGUGAAGAGGAUGAGCCUGCAGUUGAUUUUUUUCAAAUCUUCCUCAAAAUGUGAAUCAUGCUACAGUUCAAUACAAGUGAUCGACAAAACAUUUGCUGGUUCUCAUGGUUAGUCUGCUGCAUAUGGUGAAUUCCUUGCCACAAUGCUCUGAAAACCUCAAUAUUAGUGUGGCAAAGACUCUUUAAACACGGCACAAGUGACAAAUGAAUGUUAGGAGCAUGAAAAUGUCAAAAUCACAUGGUGUGCCCUCUGCAGCUAACACUUUUCCCUCCAAAUGGACCCCAUUUAUAAAAACUGAAAAUCAUUCCUAGGAAAUUGUCAGCGUACAGCAUUAAACCUGGUCUUAUAGCAUUGAUUACACCAUUACUGGCAAAAAAAGGUGAUUAAAUCAUAUAUGCGCACAUAACUACAACUCACACACAUUGGCUGUGGACAGCAGACGCAUUACUGUACAUAUAUGUUUGAAAAGACUACAACAGUCAUUUAUGGUCAAAUGAAAUCUUAUUUUGGUCUUAAUUCCAUGACAAGUAGACUGUUUGGAAAUCUGGUCUUUACACUUUUAAAAAAAUAAAAAUGAAAAUGGCGUUUUUUUUCCUCUAUCAAUAUCGGCAAAAUUUCGAAUUUAAAUUGAGUUUGAAAACAUGGGCAUUGUAGAUAUCGGAAAAAAAACAUACAUUGAUUGCGCAUCCCAACCAACUUGUAACCCAGUGACAGAGAAAAAGUGGCUAAUACGUCUGUGUUUAAAGAACUUAAAUGUCUUGUUUCCACUUAUGAGUGUGUAUGGAUCGUGGUAGCUUAGCUAGACAGUUGCUGACUAGCUGACAGGCUGUUUCCUUCAGUUCAGUCACCUAUAUUAUCAAGUGAGUUUGUGUGAUUAAAGAAAAAUUGGUGACUCGGUUUAACAUAUUGUAAAUCUGAGUAAUUUUAUUUCGUAUUUCUUUACAUCUUAAAAAAAAAAAGGACACUUGAGACAUUGUCUGUUGUAUUUAGAGACAUUUGGAGAUGGGCCAAAAUGGUUACGGGUGAAAUGCAUUGUGUUUCCCCUCCAACAGUAGAACCAGUGGCUGAAGCGACUGACCAACCAGAAGGAAAUUGUGUAGUUCCUCUCAUUUAACAAAACAUUUGAUUAAUAAAAAACUUCUUUUAUCAUUUUUUUUUUUUUUUUCAGAUUUAUUUUUGUGCUCUUUAACUUUUGCUGACGGGUCAGGACAGAGCAAGAAAUGGGGGGGAGCGUUACAAAGUGACAUGUGGUAAAGGAGCUACAGGGUGGAAUGAAGCCUGCGUUUGGUCCUAGGCCAUCGGCACCCUAGGCAAAUAACAUCUGAAUCUUUUUAACAUAAGAGAAUGACAUUCAACAUCAAGAACAGAGUAGCACUAAAGUAGGACAAGUUAACAAACUCUGGCUGAUUAUGACACCAAGUUGACAAAAGGGGUUAUCAGUACAGCAAAGUCAUUAAACAAAUGUCAAGCAGCCAAGAAAUAUGCUGUCGUAGUGUGUAAUUUCCAACAAUGGCAAGCACAUAAAGAUGAUCUGCAAGAGCAUGAUGGAAAAUGUCACUGAAAAGCAGAACGAAUGUGUGCUGAUCAAUAGACCUGUCCUGCAUCUGGUAGGCUGUAUGUUAUUUGAAUUUAUGGUAUUUAGAUACCAGUACCAUUGUUUUACAUUUACAUAUGUUUACAUAUGUUACACAAAAACCAACGUGUUAUCCAGAAGGUGCUAAAUACCAGGAUCUACCUGACGUUCAUUAUUUUUCGGUUAAAAUAGUCUUUUUAAAAUCAAGAUUCAGUUUUCAAAAGUAGUUAUCUAAAAGUUGGUCUUGGAAAAAAAGGGGGGGUAUAAUCAGGGUCAUCCUAGUUAAGUGCUAUGAAAAAUCAUGUUAGCGACACAUUAAUGUGACUUGAAGUUAAAUGGAGUAGCAGUCUUUUUGCAGGGAUCAUGUAUGGAAUGUCUUCAUGUUUGUCUAUACACGUAUGGCUUUCUUUGUUUGUAAAAUAUUUCACUUCUGCUGACAGUUUCUGGCCCAAUGAGCCAAACUCCUGAAAAAACAAAAUACUGCUUCAGAUUGACAUUUGCAAUUGCUAAUUCACCAAGAGUACUGAGACAAUAGAUAACUCUGUCAAUGGAUCAUGACAAUGAUGAUUUAAUUUCUAAAAUCUUUACUAUCAUCAGCUACGACCCAACCCUGAUUUGUUUAAUCUAAAGUUGAUCUGGUUUUGUUUUUCUCUUUCUUGUGCUGCCCAGUAAUGCUUUCUCCAAAUUUCACCUAAUAUCGUAAAGUAAAUUUUGAAAGGGAACAUUUUCCAUACUUACUGUCAGGCGAUUGGAGUGGGGAUUCUUUAAGUGGGUGGGUUUCUGGGAAUAGAGGACCUGGAGCGACAGGAUGUUGAGUAACUGCAGAAUGCUUCAAUUAAGAAGUCAAGAUUGCUGCCUCGCUCACAUGCAGCAAGAGCCAUGUCAAAUCGGGAUAUUGCUCUGUUUAGAGUUGUACAGUUUUUAGUAAAAACUUGAGGUACUGUGGGUGUCUCUUCAAAUAUGAAGAGCUCUUUGGGUGUGUAAUUUGUGUUGCAGCGUGGGCAUAUGAACAGCACAUGCUUUAAACCCAUUUAAGAUGCCUAUGAGGCGUCUUUCACUGCCAAAGAAGGAUGUCAGGGUUUCUGCUUUAGUGACACAUUAUCAACCCAAAAUAAGCUCAGGCAAAUCUGUCUGGCGUUAUCAAUCAUUGGCGUGAUGUAGGAAGAUCUUAAUUCCUCCAGUCGGCACUCCCCAUAAUCACAAUCUAAUACAGUAGAGCUGAAUUCAAAGGUGAAAAUCUCAGUGUCUUAAAAUGUGAUUACAUUUUUGUAGGGAUAGUGUAGCACCUGCGCUAACCUUUUCUCUCAAACAAAUUUUCCCAGAAUGGCAUCAGAGGAUAAGACUGUGGAACCCUCUGACCAGGGACCCUCACCGCCCUCCAGCAGUGUAGGGGCCACAUCCACAGGAAGUCCUGCCCACGCAGACAAGCGACCACGUGGCAGGCCGCGCAAGGAUGCUGUUGCCGUCCUACCCCAAGCGCCACCCUCAUCCACGUCUAAGAACAGAAAGAAGUAGGUUUAAUACAUUUGACAUUCAAAGUAAUCUGACUGUACUUGCGUGCCAGAGGGAAUUUUUCUAUUCCUUGAAAUGGAUGCAACACUCCUUCGUUGCUAAGCGUCAGAGUUAAAAUAUCUUGGUGUUGCAGUGAUGUAUCGAAAACAAUGCUUACAUAUCUUGCAACUAUUUGCUUCCAAGAUUUUGUUUAAGACUGCACAUUUUUAGCCUUGUGCAGAAUACUUGUGCAUAUAGUUGGUAUCUAGUUUCAUUUUCCAGCUCUGGCUUUUUUGUUCAUUAAGUGGUAGCAGAUCUGUGAUGAGGCUUCUUCAGUGUCCUUGUUGUUAAGGGUUUUUUUCACAGUAUUGAAACAGCUUGAGUUCAGGUAAGGCAAGCAUAGAAAUUUCUUAUCAGGCUAUGCGCACAGUGCCUGCCUUCUUUGUAACUUCUGUAGCAACAUAUAAUGCAGCUUAGAGCUGCUGUGUAAUAUAAUGCCCCCAAGGUUCUUAACUCUCUCCUUAGUCUGUCCUCUCAAUCAAUCUUAAUUCCCCGUUCCCAGUGGAUCAUUUAAUCUGCAAGCGUCCAGACAAUGCGUUAAUGCCACAGUAGAAUGAGGACAUGGGACAGACAUGAGAAACUCCAUGUUGGUGAUCUGGUCAAGAAGGACCCAUCUCUAGACGGGUGUUUUUCUUCUUCUGCUGCUGCUGCUUGAAGAGUUGCUGCAGGGGGUGUUGUCAAGUAUCAUCAUGGAUACUGGUUGAUACUUUGGCGACAAAUUCUGUCUUAAUUAUCGGGAUCACUGUGAAAUGCUCAAAUUAUCAUUGAAUUACAUGUAAUGCACCUCAAGACUGCAGAUUAAUGUCAACAUGAAGUUAAUUUUCUAAAAAGCAGUUACAAGGAAAGAUGUGAACCGAGGUGAUGAACAGCAGAUUUUGGGGUGCAAAGAUCCAGAUUUUAAAUCUCCAUACGGAUACAGAUACUGGCGCUGAUCUUAUCCAGUAUCGGUAUUAGAUAAACAGCCUCAAUAUUCGGAUGAGACAGUUACGUUUUGGCAACAUCAGGCUUUUCUGAUGGUGAAAUAAAAUGAAAUGAAUAAAUAUAUUUAACUUGACUAAAUCAUUAUUUAUACAUAAACUUAAAAAAUUCAGUUUGUUACAUAGAUUUCAAAACUAACAAGAACUACAAUGCAGCAGUAAGGAAUUAAGAUUCCUGUACGAAAAAGCGCAAUUAAUUUAGAAAGAAAUGUCAACAUUGAAUCAAACUGAUGUCUCAGAAUCGUGCAGAAUUGCGUGCACUCCAUUCAUGGGAAUGUGUCGUUAGUUGAGCAUUUCCUUUAAGGCAGUCUGCCAGUCUGAAUCGAUUAACUCGUGUGCGUGUGUGUGUGUGACCUGUGGGAGUUUUUAGCUUGUGUAACUGCACUGUGUGGCAUGAAACUCUUGUGUCCAACCUGUUUACUGACUUGGACUUAAGAGUGACGAGGAGCAAACAGCAGAGCUCCAGAUAUCUGUGAUGAAGAUAACUGCUGCAACAACUUUGAAUUCUGUUGUGAAAUAUUGUCGCACUUUCUGUUGGAAAAAUAUAAACGUAAUGGUGAACUGGACUAGUCCUGAGAUGCUUGAUGAAAUUAGUGGUGUUAUAUCUUGCCAUGCUACCGGUCUCCUUCAAAACAUUCGCCUUGCACAUACUGCAAGUUGUCAUAGGGGUUGUUGGCGAAACAACCGUGAAAUAUCUCCCAAGCGUUGAGCCUUUUUAGUUAGCCUCCAUGUUAGCUUGUGACAGAGCAUGUUCACAUUGUUGUUUUAAGCUUAAUAGAGCAUAAAACUGAGUUGAAUUGGUCUUCCCCAUACGUCUGCCUUUGCCACAGAUAUUUGAUCUAGCUUUUUGGGUCAGUAUCCAGCCAAAACCUGAUAUCUGAUACCAGGAUCUGUGUGGUGCGUCCCUGAUCAGAUUAUACCACCUUUCAACCAUUGCAGUGUAAUAUUUCAUUGCACUACUGGUCUUAAAAUCAGUUAGGAAUUGGAUGGCUGCAAACUCCCUUUUUGUCAUUGAAAAUUAUACCAAAUAAUAUAAUGACAAGUGACUCACUGCAAAAUCCCACACUUGGAAGCAAAACCUCACAGGGCUUUGAAUUAUUCUCACAGAACAUUUUUAUGUGUGGACCGACUGGCUUCACUCUUGCAACGGAAAUGAGCAGUGUGUAAAUAAAAUUAAAAUUACCAGUUAUGAGUGUUAAAAAGCCAGUUUGCUUGUGACAAAAGAGGAUGUGCCAGAAAUCACUCUUGCAGACCUGGUUGUUGAAAUUUACUAGAUUUGCCCACACUCCAUCUGCUAGUCAGUCCACUCCUUACCAGCUUGAUCCAUGUCAGAUUUUCCAUGCAGCACCCUCCUAGCUGGAACUACUUACCACAGCAUUAUUUUCACCUUUUUUUCUCUCUCUAUCUCCCUCUCUCUCCCUUCUUUCUCUCUCAUUCUCUCUCUCUCUCUCUUUCUCUCCCUCUUUCCCUGUGGUGGGACUGUGGGGGGAUAAAUUGUGCAGGGCAUGGGUUUGAAUGUUAGCCUUGAGCUGUUUCAAUGUUGAAAUCUGAUGCCUUUCGUGUAGUUAUAUGUAAUUACAGUUGAAUGUUGACGAGCAGUCUAUGGAAAGACGUCAUCAACACUGGCAACUGCUUUGUGUGUAUACACACCAGGCGGUGGUUUUGUAGAUUAAAAUGUUACACACAGUUAGUUUGUGCAUUUAUAUUAGCCUUCUUAAAAUCCAAUAAAUGUCACAGGUGUCUCUUUGCUGCAGUGAAGUCAUUUUGCCAGGUCCUGUAGGCUCGUGGUCAGCUGCUUUGUUUGGUCAUGGCUAAUCAGAUUAAGUGUAGUUUACAACAUACAUAAAUAUUCAGGAUGUAGUUAAUGGCCAUUUUUAUAGUUGAAAUGAUAAACUAAUUGGAUACUGAAUUGGUUCGUUUAACCAAUUUUGUAGGUGUCCCUCUUUGUGGUGUUGGGGUUGAAAUGCGCCCGGACUUCAGCAGUUGAGGUUGUCUUUUCUUAAGACAUUUUACUAUGUUUUGUAACUUGUAGCCUGUUGUUUUGCAUAUACAACCCUCAGCAGAAACAGUAUGGAUGUGAGAUCCCUCUGUGACACAGCCGGCAGGAAAUACAGUCGAGUAUGUCCAGAUUUUAAAUGAAACACAAUGUCGUAACUGAGGGGAGCCCGAUAAAAUCUGUUAGAAUUAUUCCUGGGUUUAAUUUUUCAUUGAAUUCUGUUCUUUUAAACCACAUUUGUCACCUGGAGAGUGUUAAAUUAUGUGGCAGAUGAAUACAGUUUUAGUGAUUUAAGAGAAAAAAAGAUUCUAAAUUGAAUGAUUAUUCAUAAACUUCAACAUAGUAUUGAAUCUAUCUAUCUAUCUAUCUAUCUAUCUAUCUAUCUAUCUAUCUACACACGUCUCUUAUCAGAUAAGUUUUAUGACUAUAUAUAUAUAUAUAUCCUCUCUUUUUUUACUUUAUAGCUGUUAGUGUGAUGUGCUUUGUUCACCAUACCUGCAGCAGGAUGAUUUAUUAAGACGCCCAAAUAACACAACCGCUGUUUCGUAACCUGUGACCUUUUUACCAAAAGGAGAUCAGCUUGUGAGCGAGAACUGUCAGGGACAUAGCUUUCACUGCAACCCAAACUGGUGCAAAAUGACGGUGGACGUAACAAGCCACGCAUAGCUUGUGCAGCAGCGGUAUAAGAAGAUUCAUGAGACAUCGCUCCUCAAACAGUGCCUUUACACAAGGAACAUACUGUGGGAGCUCUCUCUCUCUCUCUCUCCCUGGCAGAGUGUGUGUCAGGAGCUGCAGAUUAUCAGCAGCAGAGAGCAAUUGAUUAUUGACAACUGAUGGUGAUCUUUUAUGAAUUAAAAAAAAAGAAAAUGUAAAACAGUUGGAUAUUAUUCUUGGGAGGCCCACUCAGGUGUCGUCCAUUUGUUGGAACCACUGAAUUACAUCCAGAGUCCAGCAGAUUCCAUGAUAUUCUGUGUUUUAUAAUUGAAUCCCUUUUAAUUGUCAAAUGCAGUGAUUCAGCUCGUGUUUUCUGCAUCACGGAUGUCACUGGGCUUUACACUGAUUCAUUAAAGACGAUUAAAGGAUUAGAUUUGUUAGCAGUUAAUUAUGUCAUUGUAAUUUAUCCGCAAUGUUGAUUUUUGUUGCAUUCCCAUUAUUUCUAUUGUAUCAGCCUUGUCUUGUUGGACUUCUUUGUCUCCUUCUUUAUUUCUCUUUUAUUUGUUUUUCAAAAUGUGACUUACAUAAGCAAUAGUGCAUUCUCCCUUUGGUUUGGCAUCUGCAGUUUUUACCUCAACCUGAACAUGAAAAGAGUUACAUUUUGAACUUCGGUUGUAAUGUUCCCCCACUUAAAUUUUCCACAUUAGAAUAUUUUGGUGCGCUCCAGAUCGUAGGUAAUUAUGUUCGAGCCAACAUUGCUGGAGGUCCCUCCUGUCAUUCUUGGGUUUCUAGCAUUGUUCCUUAUCUCGGCAUGGAAGUCAUUUAGAGGGAGGGGUUGAUUUGGCAUCCAGCCAUUUGUGAUUUUUCUCUCCAGUGGCACCGAAAAUUACCCCCCACCCCCCAUCCAUGAAUCUCCUCCCUCACAUCCAGCCCCCUGAAUCCUCCCGAGUGCCCCCGAGACAAGCUGCUCUCAUCUGGCCGAUGUUUGCUCUCCUCACUUAGCAUGCUAACAAUUGAUGUUGCCAUUUAAUUUGUAUCCUUGACAAUUACCCCUUCACAUGGCGCUUCCAAGAUUAGUUAAACAGAAGUCCCACUGGAGGAUGCUGACACUGACAGAUCUCUCCAUAAUGUCUGCGAGAGGAGGAGGAGGAGAAUGUGUGGGGGACUGUGUGUGCGCGCACAUCUGUAUGACUUGGCAGAUAUGCAUAUGAUUUGUUGACGGGGCAUACAUGGGAAGACAUAUGUGGGCUUGCACUUUCUUUUAUUACGGCUGAACAGUGUUUUAAUAUUCUAAUGACGACUUGAAAGAGAUAACAUCUGACAGCAGGAAAGUAGAGCAAGAUUAAGACAACAAUUAAUUUACUACUCCGGAAAGGAAAUCUUCACAAAAGUGGUAAUAGCAUAAUUUUGGGUCACUCAGCAGUAGGUAAAUUGAUGAGAAGGGAAAGCCCAAACAAGUUUUUUUAUUUUUUUUUAUUUUUGCCUUGUCUUAUUAAUUAUUUAUAUGUGCAUUCACACAUUUCUGGUCCCUGGCUUUCUAAACCAUGCAUUAGUUUAAUCAGUAUGUUUGCACACUUAAUCCCAGUGCAAUUGUUACCACGAUGUUAGCAUUUGUGAUCAACAAACUGCAAAAGUCUGAAUUUAUCAAGACACAUGAGAAACACUGUUCACUGUAAACAAACUGUGGUUUUUCACUCUGUUUGUCGGAGGCCUCUGUGUGUGUGUGUGCGCUCGUGUGUGCAUGUGUGAUGGCAUUGCUUUUACACCAUUUUGAUGCAGUCAGAUGUAGCUCAAGCUAGCCGUCAGCUACCAUUUAGAGGAAAAAUAGAAAGUGUAAGCUGUAGCUGAAACGUGACUCUAAUUGUUCUUUAUCAUGCGUCAUAGUUAUUACUAGGGCCCGACAGAUAUGGAUUUUUUUAGGGCUGAUGCUGAUACCGAUUUUUUUGGGGGGGGGUCAGAUUACCGAUAAAUUGGCCGAUUAUUUUAAAAAAAAUUUGAAGUUAUAAAAAAAAUAUAUAUACUGUAGAUAUCUACAGUAUACUAUAAACUGUAGAUAUACAGUAGGCUACUGCUCUUCACGCCGUCAGGAAGACCAACUGAUCAGUGCCUUCGCGUCUUAACUCACGUUACUCAUUUCUGGUCUGGUCUCAUCUGGAGACACGCAGCUGCCUCAGUAAGAGAAGUAGCUCGAUCACGUAAUGUGUACUGUUGCUACCGUUACUGGCACGGUUAACAGUGUAGCAAGGCUAAUAGCACAUGGCUAACUCUAACUUUAGCUUGCAUAUUACAUGGUGCUUCACCGUUUACCCGGCGUGACCGAGACCAGCACAGCACAGCGGGGAACAUCGUGAAGUGGGUUGAACUGAAACUUGUUGACUUAUUGUGUAUUUCACAAACUGGUUUAUUUACCAAUGAGACGGACCACUCUCCUUUGUGCGUCGCUGAGCUGCCUGCUUCAGAUCCCUCACUCUGCUGUGCUGUGAGGGAACUUUUUAAAUGGCGGAACAUUUUCAAAGUGAAACCGAAUCUUAUUCUCCGCAUUUUAUUUCUGAAAAUAUCGGCAAGUUAAGGCCGAUUAUCGAUGAGUCUCAAACGGGCUAAAAUUGGCCGAUUUAAUCAGCUCGCCGAUAAAUUGGUCGGGCCCUAGUUAUUACAGUAUGAAAUGAUGUAAUGUCGUUGUUUAUUUACUGGCUUUUUUUACUUAUGACUCAGCUGUGUUAAAUACUUGAUUCUGAUUGGCCAAAACCCCAUCGCAGCUGUUAUUAACUCUGACUAGCAAUAGAAACCACCAGAGAUCACACACUCCAUUUCUCACUGAUCUGCACAGAGAAGCCUGGCACAUUCAUAGAGGUUGUCAUUUCACCUCUUCCUGCUGGCAGUGUAACUGCUUUACGUCAAUCCUUCAAGUUAAUGUCUUCCUAUCUUCAGUCAGUUACCAGGUAAUAAGUGGGAGAAGGUGUAGUGAGCAGCUGAUCAGCAGAUGUAGAGUCCAUUCAGUGAGGACAAGACCCUAAAGGAGAGGAGAAAUUUGGUCCCCUCAAAAAGCGAUUGAGUACAAAUUUUAUUUGAGGUGUGUUAAAUAGUUUGAAAAAUGCAUCGGCCUUUUCACAAACCUGCUGUUUUGAAAACAUGCCCAUCACUUUGAUACUAAUGCGCAGGCUCCAUCAGUUUGGCUCUAACUUAAGUGGAAACCCAAAAAUAACAUCGUUUUUUUUCUUCAUAAGGAUAGAAAUUUUUCAGUUUUAAAAUCCAUGCUGAUUUAAUUCUAUUACAAUUAUCUUUUAAAGAGGUGGACCAUCACUUUACCAUCAUCAGACCCACCUUGAAGCAGCAUAGGAAUCUAAAUAUUUGUCAUAUGAACUCUCCAAAGAGUUUUUUUUCUCUUCAUCAUUGAUUUUGUCCAAAUUUUCAGUGAAUAGUUUUUUAUUUUUUGUUAUUUUGUUGAACAUUACCACAUCUAAUGAUAAUUUACAAUGCCUUAAGAACAUGGAUAUGUCUGUUUAAGAUACAAAGCCUAACUCGUGCUUCUUCAUGACCAGGAAUCUGUUUCUAGUGUAUUUGAUCACCGGCCUUUUAUUUGAAGAUUAGCGGUGUUUGUUUUCUGAUUUGAAAAUCAAAUAGAGUGUGUUUAGUUAGAAUUACUCAUGAAUUGUCCUUUCUCUCUCGGGAUUGUAAAUAAUAAAGGUGUUUGUUUUAUGCUGAGUCAGUCAUGAGAUGUUUGUGAUCUGGACCACUCUUCACUGGCAUAUUUAUUUUAUCACAGAUGAUGUCAGACUGAGCAGUUAUCUUCAACUUCCUGGUUUCGUCACCUAAAUUUUCAGAGCGCAGAGAUUCAGAUUAGUCCUGCCUCCAUCUUUUCAUCCUACAUUCGACCAAUCUGUAUUGCACUCCCUCCCCACUACCACCCCUUUUGCCUUGCCCAGUGGCUUGAGUGCCUCCAUUAAAAAUCAGCGACAGCUGUGACUAUAUUUAACUAAUUCAUGAAUGCCCCGCUGCCCACCACCCAAGAGUCAAACCCUGGCACUUUCUCCUCUCUUAUUCUUUUGCACUGACUCUGUUUAUUUGUUUUUCUUCCUGUCCUUAGGGGUCGCACCAGAGGGAGGGCUGUACUGGAUGAGGAAGACAGCAUGGAUGGGACUGAGAUAACAGAGUCCGCAGGCCUUCGGGACGCAGGUGAGACUCAGCGUGUACAUGUUGGUUAUAUUGGAAGCUGUAUAAGACUUGAACUUGCUCUUCCAGGCAGCCUCAUGCAGAGAGUGCUUCAAAGGGCUAUUUCUGUUAAGGUAGAGGAGUCUCCCUCUCCUGGAGAAAGGAUGGAUGAGAGUUUCUUCUUGGCACCCUACGCGUCUACUUCAGGGCUAUAAUUGAAAGGGUUUAGCUUGAGCUGUGAAGCUGCAGUGGGAGUAUUUUUUUUCUCCCCUUACUGCUUCCAUCUCUCCUCCUGUUCUGAGAUUGGCAUUGAGGUGCAGUGGGAAAGAGCCCAAGGCUAAUGCCCUCUAAAAGCUUUUUAAAAUCCCAUCAGUCUCUCUAGACCCAUUUAUGUGCUUUUUUAUGUGUGUACAUCACAUCACGUGAUCAUGCCUCCCAUUCUCAUACAUCUGUGUGCUGCCCUGUUCCUGUGCUGCAAAUAUUGGGGAGUGAAAUCUCGCCUGUGGCUGGCGUCACUUUUAUUAGCUCUGGGUUAGGUUACAUAAAAAUAGGUAAUUUCUAGGAGUUUUUGAAUGUUUCAAUAGUAUGUUUUUUUUCCUGAAUUAUUUUCGUCUCAUUAGAAGUGGUAGGGGAAGCGAGGUGUGUGUGAAGCUCUCUACCCUGUCUAUUCAGUCUGAUGUCAUAUCAUCAGCAACUCUAGUCGGUCCCUGGUGGUUCCUCUCUUUGCCUCCAGGCGCUUGUCAAAGUAAAACCUACAGUUUCUUUACAGUCCAAUCCCAGAGGUGAUGUGAGCGGCUGAGGUCAUCUCAGCUUUUGAAAGGGUCAAGACUUGGGUCCCUAUUUAUCUUGCGUAUUACAUUUUUUCUACUGUUCAAUGUGUAGUGAAACCUACUGUAUAUGUACCACCUGUGUAUAAAACUGAAAUAAAUAUAAAACUCCUGCAAAUUCAUUUUAAGCACUGGAGCUUGGGUGUAUAUUAAAAAGGGGGUCAGAACAACAAAGCUGUUGUUAAAUAUUUAGUCAUCAACACGAAGUAAUCAGACAAUUCCUGGUACCCCAGUCACGUCCUGAAACUGUAAAAACUCUUACACGGGUUUCUUCGGUAAGUAGAUCAUUCAGACUCUGAAUUUCCUCGUGUAAUUGAAUUGAAUGAACUGAGUCAUGCACUAUUAGCCUAAUUACAUCAAUGAAAUGUUAAUAAAAUUCUGCAUGGCCCAAAGUCUCAGCGAGAGAUACAUUGGGGAGUUGUUUUGUAUGAUUAGCGUAGUGAGUUGAGCCUUUUUUUUUGUAUCAUUUGGAUCGAAAGCAUCAGUAGGAGCAACCGAGCUGCGGUGCAUUUUAUUCAAAAUCUUCCCCAUUAACAUGAAAACCCACCUGUUGUGACAUUAUAACUCUUGUCUUUUUUUUCCCUCCUGCCCUUAUUGUAAUUGCCAUUCUGCACAUGAGCGUGAUGUUCCCAGUGGGUUUACUGUAAUCAUUGCUCGAGCAUAUGGUACUCAUAUUUUAACAUCCGUCUCGUUAAUAAAGGCUGUGUUUUUGACCUGACUGGAUUACAAUCCCUGUGCCCUAUGACAGCUUGUAUCUGUCACAAACUGCAGCUGAUUUUGUUUUCGCACAUUAUUGCCUUUAGAUUAUAGGGCAACCAGGCUAAUGUAGACAGUUGAAGUGGCUAUAGGCUAAUGUUUUAGGUGGAUAUAAUGCUAACCUUAUUUUUUUUCUUUCAUGUGUUCCCUAUCAGAAACACCAAUGCAGCCAGUGGAAACUGAGAUGUUGGUCACCACUGAGGUGCCAGAGGAGGACAAGCCCUCUUCCCCUCUGGCCCAGAGCCCUCCAGCCGAGUGUUCAGCAGGACCGUCUGUCCCAGCAAGUAGAGAAGUCAAAAACAGGUUAGAGACGCCGCCACACUUACCCUGUACUUUUUCAUUUCUUUUUAAAGAAUGAUCCUUUUUGCGUUUUUACAAGAACACUUGCACGCGAUUAAACGUUUGUGUUGAACUAUGCGGCAUGCUAUCUACCCCAUCUGCAUGGUUACAUAGAAAUGGAGUCAUCAGCUGGUAGAGGCGAACUCUUCUCCCAGGUGCCACUCUGGUAAAGGUUGUAAUCAAUCUCCUGGUCUGUCUGUGCUAUCGAUGUUAGUGAUGGAGGGCAGACCACCGGCAUCUCCUGGGAUCUUAUUAACAAGGCCAUCUCACGCUUUAAAAAGUGAUAAAUAUUUAUCAGACAUUUGAUAUCUUAAAUGCUCAGUGGCUUUUUGCUACUUUUCAGUGACUUUGUGCCCAAAAACUUUUGUAUAUGCUUCCUGCAACACUUCGAUAAAAGGGUUUGUUUAGGAAGCAUCCUGCAGUGUUCAGGGUUCCUACACAGUUGGAAUUUCCAUACUUUUCCAUACCCUACUUUUAAGAUAUAUUAUUAGAAAUACCUACUUUUCUAUUUUAGGAAAACAGUAUUUUAGAAGUCUGAAAACGUAAAUAUUAUUCCAUACUUUAUUUUUCAUUUCCAUACUUUCUAAGACCUGGAAAUUGAUCAAAUAUAUUUCCAUGUUUUUCCAUUUUGCAUAGGAACCCUGAGUGUUAACAGAUUUAUGUUUUUACUAUUUAAGUAACUAAGGCUGAAAAAUGCCGUGCAGAUAGUCAUGCGGCUCCACAUAGGUGCACUUGACUCUUUAAGAGAAUAAGAGUAGACACACCGAUUGGUUUGAUAUAUGUUUUUAACAAAAUACGCCAAUAAUUGAGGGAUAUUAUCCAACCUCUCUGUGCUCUGUGCCUUGCUUCGCACCCAGAAUUGCACUGCUAACUACCCGAGUGGUCAGGCAUGCUCUGAUUGACUUUGCACCAAAGAGCCUGCAUUCUAGAUGGUUCAAGUAGGGCCCUGCAUAUUUACCUAAAGGUACACUCAAGGCUCUGUGUCAAGGAAUAUGUCAGACAAGAUGUGGUCUGCUCAUUUCACAGCCUGUUUUGAUAUGCGAGUGCAUGUGUGGAAACAGUGUUAAUAAUGCGUGCACCUACUUCAUAAAUGUAGGCCCCACGUGACCAUACGUACAUCGGUACCCAGACGGUCCCAGAAGAAAGAGGCCUUAAUUCAUGGCGACAUGCGUGCGGCUGUAUUAAGGCACAGUAGGUAUAUAUAAUUAAACACCCACUUCCACCCAUUUUCUUUGUUCCAGUGAACGUCUCUGUGCCUUCUGUUACUGCGGCGGCCGCAGCCUGCUGGGUCAGGGGGAGCUGCGAGUGUUCAGCACCACGCUCGGCCACAAGAAUGAAGGAGGCUCACCGAGCAAAAGCGGCGAUGGCGAUAAAACCACUCAGCUAAAAACGGCAGAAGAGACCUCCUCAGGACAGAAGGAGAAGACAAGGUAAGAAGUUCCUGGUUGGUCGACGCUGUUACGACACGUGGUUCGCUUGUCGGUGUCAACCCGAGCAGGGACAAAAUCCCUUUUGUGAAUAAGUGAGCUGCAAAGAAUCGGAAUUUGAUAAUGGCCUGACAUUGGUGAUCUUUUGUUGUCCCAAGGUCAUGAACAAACAGCAACCGAUGUUAUACUUUCUCACUAAUCAGUACACAGAAACAAGCACGAAAAAUACACACACCUCCCCUACGAGAAAGCCUCUCCUAAUCAGCAGGUUAGGUUGUCACCAAGGUAUUGCUUCAGCAGGUGAAAGGUGCAAACAAGCCUUUUCUCAUGGGUGUAUUUGUGUAUGAGCACUCGCAUUUUUGCAAUCACUGCCAACAAAGGACCCUCCUUGGACUCUCCGAGGAACAGCCUAAUUUGUUUUGCCCCUUUGGAACCAAUUGGGCGUCUCUCUGGGCUCCCAGUGACGUAAUAGGCAGUGGGAGCAGUAUGAGUCUGGCCUCAUGCCAAGCCAACCAGUGGCUGUUGUGUUGCUGCUCUGUGAUUGGUCAUGGGGGCCGGUCCGCUGUUGAGCCACACAGAGGCAUGGGAGGGAGCACAGGCCAGGAGGAGAAAUUAUAUAUUGAUUUGUCAGAGAGGCGGAGGUGGAGGAUUGAGUGGAAAAGUGUAGAAAAGUGAGAAGGUGGGAAAAAAAAAAAUCAUUUCAUAAAGGGUGAUGAUGAAACACCGGCUGUGAACAAUGAGCUGCCAGGCCUGCUUCUGUCAUGAGUGUGCCAUCAUGCUUCCCCGACACCAGUCUUUUGAUUUCGACCAUUGCUUUGUUUACUAGAACUUGGGUCCUUUUUAAAUGCUAAUGCUCCCUCUCCACAUUUUCCGCAUGCUCUAGUUCAAGCCAGGGACUUGGGGGAAACACAUCCUUUUCAGCAGAUUUUAUGAGACAGAACAGCCAGCCUCUUGUGCACACACCAAACAAGAUGGCCCUCUUCUUCCUCCUCUUCCUCCUCCUCCUCCUCCUCUCCCCCCUCUCUUCCCCCUCAGCCUUUUUAUUUGCUCUCUAACAUUUUUCCCCCAGCUCAUUCUCUGUCUUCAUCUCUCCGCUUUUAUAAAAAAACCGCUCAUCAUCCUCCAGCUCUGUGCCUCUACUCUCGAUCCAUCCCUGAGUAGAUUCAGGCUGUGUGUUUCCUGCAUCGUGUAUAUUUUUUUAGUUUUUUCCUUCUUUAGGUUAAAACCUUUUUGGUGCCUUGUUUUCUCUUCAAAACUUUUCCCUUUUUUUUUCCAGUGGGUCUGAAAAGGGCGAGGAAGAACCAGACCCUACCAGUCGAUUUUGGGAUGAGCUCUCUCACGUUGGCCUUCCACAAGAUCUCAAUGUCCAGUCUCUCUUUGAGUCAGGUAAGCUCAGUAAUAUUAGCACUUUCUCAAAUUUGGACGAUUGUGUAAGCACUUGGUGUUGAGGUAGAAUUUAGCCUAAUCUUUGUGAUCAUCGUGACUUCUUAAAUUUCAGGGCAAUGCUGGGCACAUCAGAGUUGUGCCUUGUGGUCCGAAGGUGUUUGUGAGGGCGAGGGACAAUCUCUGCUUAAUGUGGACAGAGCCAUUGACUCAGGGAGCACAAAGGUGAGUCGUGGGAGAACAUCCGAGGACUAAUAGGUGUUAACACCAUCUUAAUGUGUUGGGGCAGCAGGGAGGGACUGCUUCAGUGAGGCACAGCAAAGCUGAUGGAUCAGACUGACUGGUAAAGGUCGACCCGGCAGCGUGGAUCUCUCAGCUGUGAAAUGGAAAAGGUCACGCCACUCAACGGGGCCGAGCUCUCAUGGCAGCUUAGCUCCUAGUGUUAGCGGCGGCACAGCUCACAGCCCUUCGAUUGCAUUUGCAGCCCAUUGGUUGUGUAGCCCAUCAGCAAGUCUUCCACUUGAUCUCUGGAGUGGCUGUUAGUGCACACUUAUAGAACAGAGAGAAACAGGGGAUGGAUGAGAUUCUGUCAUCAAUGUGAUCAUCAAGGGGCUAAAUACAGAGUUUAAACAGGGGGUUUGAGCCUAAGCUGAGAAAUCCAAUGACUGCUUUUUUCAAAGAGACAUUAAAGGAUGAAACACUGUCUUUAGCAUAAGCUGAGUCAUUCACAAAAAAUGUUAUAUAGACGUGUUUUGGACUUGCUUCUGUGGCUAUGGAGGAAAAUUAUUAAUUAUACUCGCUGAUAAGGAUAUUUGAGAUGUGUUUGAUGAUCACUCUCUCUCUCCGUCUGUUUUUUCUCUCUACCUCUCUUUCUCUGUCACGCUCCCUGCAGCACUGUGCAUACUGUAAGCGCCUUGGAGCAUCCAUUAAGUGCUGUGCUGAAGGAUGUGCUCAACUCUACCAUUACCCCUGUGCGGGGGCAGCUGGGACCUUUCAGGAUAUCAGGAGUCUGUCGCUCCUCUGCCCAGAGCACAGUGAAUUGGCCAUUCACAAAUGUAAGUUUAAUUCAUUUGAUUUAUUUAUCUAAAAGCUUUAAUAUACAUACAGUGUAAUUUUUUCUUCUCUGCUGUUGAUGUGCGAUAAUCCGUCUAAUUUUCUCGACUGAAAUCCUGUUUCUUUCAUUUCCCUGCCCACAGUUGUAGAUGAUGUAAAUUGCGCACUAUGUGAUAGCCCAGGGGACCUACUGGACCAGCUCUUCUGCACCAGUUGUGGUCAGCAUUACCACGGGAUAUGCCUGGACAUGGCCGUGACCCCUCUAAGGAGAGCAGGGUGGCAGUGCCCCGAGUGCAAGAUCUGCCAGACAUGCAAGUGAGUCACCUCCCCCCAUACCAAAUUAAUAUGUAUCUCAGUCUGUGCUGUCUAGCUUUUCUUUUACUUCUCCACUUACCGAUUUUUACCAUAGCUACCAGGCAUGGUGCGUAUCGCUGGUUUUGUUUACCGGUGGGGUUUGUGAGGUGCUAAGUAAAUGUUGCACCCUGAAGCUUAGUCUUGUAACCUCUAACCUUAUCAAGACAGCGCAGGAGCUUUACUUGGUCUGAUUGCCUAAAGUGAACCCUGUCCGUUUAGCUGUUUGUUCCUGAUUUACAUAGAAACCCCAGUAGCAUGUCAUUACUGCAGUGGAUGAGAUUUUUCCGGUGGGAUCGGGGGGUGAUCUUGACGCAAACUGUGGUGGUAAUUUUGACUUGCCCCAAGUUUUCUGACUCCCAAUUGUUCAAAAAAAAUAUGAUUUUAAUUGCCUGCUUAUGUCAUAGCUUUUAGUUGGGAUGCAAAAAUCUGUUUAAAAUGUAGCAUAAGUGGGAAACAAAACAAUUCAGAUUCAAUUCAGACAUUCUGCAAAAUGCUUCUUGUUUGUUUACAGUUAACCCCCCCCCCCCCCCUUUUUUUUCUCUAACCAGUUCUUAAGCUUUACUCAUUCUCAACCCUACAAUUAGUGAUUUACCAUUCCCACACACUGUGACACACGGCUACAUGCAAGCAAUCUCCUCUGCUGUGUGCUCUGAAACAUCAUUUCGAUGUGACUGCUCUAAUGCUUCGAAGUCAUUCACUCCAGUGCGAACUGUCUUUUGUCUUACUUUAUUUGAUUUUUUUUACCAAGAGUUAUAUUUCGAGGCUUUUAUUGGUUUUAUGGCAAGAAGAAAGGACUGUGGGGACAGUGCAGGAAAUGGAAAGAGAGAGAAAGAGAGUAGGGAGUGACGUGUGGGGAAGGAGUCUCCAGCUUGAAUCAAAGUGUAAAAUAUACAGGAUCCGUGUUGAGUGUGUUCUGUCACCAUUGCAUCUCUGCUCCAUCGGGCAGCACUCUUCAUUGCCCACAGGAUGCAUGUUUGGAGCGUAGCAGCAGCGUAGUGCAGUCCUGGUCAGAGAAAACAGCACGCUCACAACAGGUUGCUUGGCUUUUCUGUGGUCAACUUCCUGCUAAUUUGGAUAUAAUUCAGUGACUAUUGAGCUUCUACUGUAUGUGAAAGAGCAAUGUGAUUUUAAAGUUUCAGUUUUUGCAGGUUUCCUCGUGUUUCACAAAGUAAACUGUGUUCCUUUAUGCAGUGCCGUUAACCUUCAGACAGAGUUAGCAGCUAAAAGUCCUGUUGGGGUCCACAUGGAUCAGGGUUUGACCAUUCGAUUGUUCUGUGUUACUGCUAAAUUCAUAACCAGGAGGUAUUUCUCACCUACACGAACUGAUAAACAGUCGGGAAUCUGCAUAUGCUGUUUUAUCUUGAAAUUUACUGGAUGACAUGCACAGUUUCCGUGCUUCACAUCCUGUGUAGAACAAUCUUCUCUGUGUAGAUUGACACGUGUUGGAAGCGUAGAGCAGAGAAAAUAGACCCGGUGCAUACCUUUAGCAGAGCAGCACUCAACACGUGUCUGGGACGGAGCUGAGAUGGAGCUGAGACGCUCCCUGUGUAAUUUACACCAUUGAUUAGAAUGGGAACCUUAUUUGCUGCGUGACUCGCGACGCUGACGGAAUGUGCUCAACACAGAACCUGUGGGCUUUAGGCUUUAGACUCAUCCACUUGAAACGUCAGACCACUUAAAAAACAGGAUAAAAAAUUUCGCAGUGAAAGCAUCUUAUGUUUUCCUCCAAGACUCAAAGGAUAGCAGGCCCCAACGCAGCGCUUAAAAAUCAUGAAAAAAAUCUCAUGAAAAAAACUUAAAAAGGCGCACUUGAAAGACCACGUAACAUCUUUGUAUUCAUCUCAGGUAGCAGUGUACCAAAGUCUUGUGCAGUCUGGGUAAUAUGACCAUCUCUCUUUGCUUGCAGGAACCCGGGGGAGGACACUAAAAUGCUGGUGUGUGACAUGUGUGACAAAGGCUACCACACCUUCUGUCUGCAACCUGCUAUAGACUCUCUGCCCACCAACGGCUGGAGAUGUAAGGUAGGAAAGACCUCAUGAUGCUGGACAAUAAUGUGAUAUAGUCAAACAAGCAGGUUACUCCUGCUGGCAUUUGAAAAUACCUGGACCAACCAAGUGUACACAGCAUUUACAUUUCCAUCAAAUAUGACAUAACGGCAUAUUGCUUCAAAGAAUCAGUGGAAUAUUCGGGGGCUGUAAGAAUAUUAAGUUUUAGUUUCUGAGUAUUGAUUAUUCAGGUAAUCUAGUUAGAGAGCAAUUUUAUUUCUCAUUAAAUAUAUUUUCUCCCGUAAGGCUUAUCUUAUCUUCACUUAGCACUAGACCAAAAAAGUUUAUUCUAAGUCCAUUUGAUUGGCUGCUUCUGUUGCGCCAGAGGCUGUAUAUUGACUGGGGUGGACUGUUCCCUCUCCGUUUAAGUGCAGCAGGUUGGUUCUGUUGUGCUGUCUCUGAGUUCAUAGUGGUAUGAAUAAUGAAAUAGAUUACCUUGGAAAUUGAAAUUGACUUUGUUGUGUUACUGCUUUUGUUGAAUUGUUGGUAAAUGAAGGUUGUUAACCACGUAAGGCUAUUCAGAGGUAUGCUUGAUAGUUGCUCUAUGGCGGGGAUUAUGUACCCAGUGCACAAAGCACAGUGCGGCGCAUGGUCUGUGUUUGAACGAAACUUCAUGCCAAAUCAUUUGCCUCAAGGUUGUUUUUCAAAUGAAGUUACUUCAGUUAUUUGACUAAUCAUUUCAGCUUUAGAGUGUUCUAUCUUGUAUUUGUGUGUAUUUGCGCUUCCUGUGGUAGAGUGACUCACACUUGCUGAUCUGUCAAAGGCUUCAGUUCACCCUCAGAAAGCAUUGUUUGUGUGUGUGCAUUUCUACCGCUUGAACCCUCUUGAUGCAGCUCAGCCCUUCAUUGCCCUGCAGGGUCAAUGGUGUUCUUUCCACUCAGGCAGCAGGUUAAGACACAAGUUGGUCUGUUGUUAACAGAGGCCAGAAGGCGACAAUAGGUCUUUACACUUGGCUUUUCCAUCUAACUUAGCACAGAAGGAACACAACCCACCCACUUAGUCCUCUUGGGUUAUUGUUACCCACCCCUGUCCCAUUUCAGACAGUAAAUUUGGUGUGGGUGCAGUUGUCUUGCAGCAGUUCAAACCACAAACCAGUUCUCAGUAUGAGUGCUCCAUCAUGUCCCAUGGAGCUUUUCUGUCUGUUGAUUGGUGGGCUCAUCUAUUACGCAAUAAGCAAAAACCCAGGACCCACAUAUAGCAUGCAAGCAAAGUCUAGAUCAACUGGAAAUGAUUCUGACUCAGGUAUGUGUGCAUUUAGUCAGCUGAAUACAUUGAACAUUGUCUUUUUCGAGCACCUGAAUGACCUGAAUUUGGUUAAAGUAAUCAUCAGUAUUUUCUGCUAUAGGCCUAAAGAGUUUGUUAUAUGUUCUGUCUGAACUACAACACAACCACCCAUUAUAAUUCAGGGCUGUAGCUCUGGUUAUUGGCUACUGCUAUAAUCCUGUGAUGUUGUAUUGUCCAGAUGUAGAUGUGGGGCAUGGUUUGGCAGAAUUCAGGUCUGUCUGGGUGUCUUGUUAAAAUAGAAUAGAACCACUUUACUAGGGCAAUGUGUAUCCAACAAAGGUGGUGUUGCUAGUAGGAGUGUCCCGAUACAACUUUUUAACUUCCGAUACGAUACCGAUAAUGUAGCUUUCAGUAUCGGCCGAUACCGAUAUUGAUACAAUAUUGGCACAAACUUUUGCAUGACAAGUUUUGCGCUCAGCUGCAAUGUCUUUUUCGGACUUUAACAAAAAAAUACUGCCACACAGCCGACAUGACUCCUACCCCUUGCUACUUCGUUAGUACCUUAGUACACACUGUUGUUGUGAUCACGUAGGCUCUGCAUGCUGGAGCCGGGCGUUGCUAGCUAGAGGUGCUGGAGUGGAGUCUGGAAUGAACUGUGUGUAUCGGAAUGCUGAUAUCGGAGAUUUCAGAUGCAGGCCAAUAUAAUCUGAUAUUUGUUUUUUGGCUGAUAUGUGAUCGGGACAGCGACAGUGAACUACCUUGUGUCCAUAUAUACAUCAUACAUUAUAUUUAGAAAACUUAAUGAUUUCUAUUUUACUUUUUCUCAAGAUUGUGAAAUUACAUUGCUUCAAUUUUAAGUAUUGCCAUCCAGACACAGUUGUAUUAUCCUUUUCUGUCAUUAUGGGUGUAUUUUGCCAAAAGUAACCCAACAUCCAUUUUUAUAAGUUUCUUUCAUUAUGUUUAAAAGUUCAAUAGUGUGUCUUAGUGUGUUGCAUGAUAUUUUGUGGAGGAAAUAAAGUCUCUUGAGUUGUGACAUGUUGGCUUCAUCAAAAUUUGGGCAGCCUCUUCUCAUUAGCAGCACGAGCAAAAUACUCUAAUUGAAAAGCUGUUUUUAAAAGAACAGCGUCACUUAAGAGGCCGGCCACUGAAAUCGAAGCCAAACGAACACGUUUUUAACCCAAAGUGUCUCCGCCUGCUGCUGGUGCAUGCUGUCAGUGUGGAUAUCUCAUCAAAAAACACUAGCUGCCAUGUAUUUACUUGUGUUACUCGAUGACUCUGGCACUCUCAGCUCUGUGCUCAACCAAAACUGCUCCAGUGCUAUUUGAAGAGCUGUGGGACUUAAAUCAACUCACAAAACUAUGCUCCGUGUUUGGAUUAAUGGCAACCUGCUUUGAUUUAAAGUGUCGGCCAUUUGUAAGUCCACUUGGCAGUAUUUUGCAGCCAUUUAAACAGUCGUGUAGCCAGAACGUGAUUUAAACGGUGCCAGUGUUUGGGAAAUUAGCUCCUUUUGAAGCCAGUAUAAGUCUCAAUUAUAUAGAUAUUUGUACUGUUUUAUGAAAAACCGUUGGCAUUUAUUGAGAACAGGUGUGUGUAAAAGAUCCUUUUGAUUAACAAGUUCCUCUAUAAAUCCUUUUAUUAAGUCUGGUAAACACUGAUGUUAUGUAUCAGUCAUUUCCUCUGUUUUUUUUUGCUGGAAAACCAUAGACAGGCAAACUUUGGGCCUGAGCUGAAAUCAUACUAUCACCCAAUUAUAUCAGUUAGGUGCCAAAUCUGUAAAGCAGUAUCCCCAUCUUGAAUAUGAGUAACUAUCAUUGUUAGGUCACUGUCUGAAAGCCUCCUUUACUCCUCAGAACUGCAGAGUAUGCAUCCAAUGUGGAACACGAAGCAGCAGGCAGUGGCACCACACCAGCCUGCUGUGUGAUAACUGCGUCCAAAACCAGGACCCUGCUCUGUGCUGUCCUACGUGUGCCUGCAUUUUGGACCCUGAGCAUCACAAAGACUUACUCUUCUGCCACACUUGUAAAAGGUAUGUCUGUUUUUUUAACCCAUGCAAACUCUUUUUGUUGUUGUUGUUGUUGUUGUUAUUCCCAUGUAUGUUACCAGGUAAGGAAACUUGACUGAAAAUGGACUCCAAUAAAUAUGUCACAUUUUAGGGUUUUAGAGCAAGUCCUUAACAUUCCUUUGCACUUCUUUCAGAUGGUUACACCUUGAGUGUGAGCGUCAGAACUCAGGCCAAGCAGAAAUCCACCCCAGAGAGGACUAUGUCUGUUCCAACUGCAAGACUCCUGCUGCAGAGCAGCCGCUACAGGCAGAGGAUAUGGACACUGGCCCAGAGCUCAGCCCUAGGCCAGCCUCCAUGCACACAGACUCUGAGACUGGCUUACAGCUGGCUAAAAAGCACACGGACCUAGAACCUGGCACUCAGCUGCCUCCUGAAAUGCACAAUGACCCCAAACCGGAAUUACUCGCUGUUCCAUUGCACUCAGAUCCAGAGCCUGUUCAGGCUUCCGUCCAGGAGGAGAAGCUGGCCACGUCAGCCCAGAAGCCUGGUGGGUCUUUGUUCCAAAAAGGUUAGACUGUACACUGGGAGCUGACUGCUCAGAUCCCUUUCCUCAUCUUAUCUUGAAGUCUUUAUUCCCCUCUUUACUCAAGUGCCCCUCCUGAGAGUCCAAUCUGUUUUAUCAGCAUAUUAAUCAUAUCUUGUUAUCGCGAAGAUGAGCCAAGAAUGUUGCGCUUUUGAUUAUAAAAAAAUCAUACACAUGGGGACCAGGUUAUAUUAUUGAAAAUGAAAGAGAAUCUUUGUACUUCAGGGUCCAUUCAUUCAGCCUCCAGCCAUGCAGAAGGACUUGAAAGUUUUGGCUGUGCAACACAAAAUUAGGCUGUAAUGUCAGCACUGAUGAAGUUUUGAAAGUCGCAGUUGUUGCAGAUGAAAGGACCGGGAGUUGUUUGGACCAAGACCAGAGAGAAGCACUCGCUCUUUUAUUUGGAGGAUAUUCUGAGGACUCCCCAAUAACCAGAUGGUGUCCUACUAGUGGCUGAUUAAAGCCACUCCUUUGUCUUUGUAACUUUUGUGUUAGGAAAAUUAAAAGUUCUUUGUUUCUCCCUCCUGUCUCCUGGGGAAGGGGGGUAGUGUUUGCUGCCAGUCUAAAAGAAUAGGAAGUUAAUACUUUAGAGCAGUUUUUUCUCUGGGUUUCACUUCAGCAGCGAAACUGCUCAGGAGUUAUGGCAGCAUGCUUAGAGGCAGAGAUUGUCUUUCGAGGCAGCUGCUAUUGCUUCAUUUAUACAGUAUAGCUUAUAUUUUAACCUUGGACAAGGUGAAGGAGAUAUUUGAUUUAAGUUUCUUUUCUUGGCUUUUAGAGAAGAUGUAAAUAAAUCGUAUCAGACCCUGACUCCUAAAAUAGAGAACACUGACUACAUUGCUAAAUCACAAAACAACCUUCUAGGAUUUACUCUUGAUUCACUUUUUUGUGAUUUGUGUUUCUAUGAGUGUAUUUGUCAAAAGCACAAAAAGUUGUGUUUCUGCUCUUGCUCAAGGUGUCUUGGGGGAAAUAAAAUAUGUCUUAAAUCAGACGUAGAAACGUCUCUCCAGGUCAGCACUGCCAUGAAGCGAUUAACUUCAUGACAGAUGUACUAUUGCUGCUCUCAGAAUUCUCCCUGAUAUUCAUAUUACACGUAUUUGCCUCGGGCUUGUAUGACUCAAAAGGUCACAGAGGACAUACACAUUUCCCCAUUUUUUAUAUUUGAUUACCCACAACCCCCCGAUUUUUGUCCCAGUGUCGGAUGGGUUGGAUGUCCCGGGUCUUUUGUUUUGGUUGUGGUUCACAGCUUUUAUUUCUUCUAUUUAUUUAUUUAUUGAGUAUGGCCAUGAGCGCUGUGGAGCCCACACUGUGAACCGGUUGAUAGACGGGCACCUAAUGUUAAUUUUUAGACUUGUGAAUGUAGCUCUGCAGUGAAUUAAAUAGGCAGCUUCUUGGUUACAGGCUGUAACUCUUGGACUGACUGACGCGAGUAUCUGCAUGUACAAAGCUCAGGGUUGCAUUCUCACUCUGGUCCAUGGGAGUUCUGCCUACAGUAGAGCUUAAGUUUCAGUGGAAUCAGCGGCGAGCCUGGGAUGCUGGUGGAAGCUCCGCUGCCCACUCUGUCUAGACACAAGACUCCACUGGCAGGAGAGACUGGAAAGGAAUAGUAUGAUGGUGAUGUUAUUAGAUCCCUUGUUUGCAAACCUGCCUGGGAGCUACGUUGGCUCAUUCAUGAGUGCUCACACAGCUUGCUAGCUCUAUUUACUGCACACUUGGGCUCUCGUUUUACUAGCUGCAACUUGUGGUCAUGAACUGUUUCAUCAUUUGAUUCAGCUGGCAAUGCAAUGCAUCCCCCUCUGUGGUUUUAAAGACAUGUGGAGUCUACAUGGAUGCUGUGCACACAUUCAGAAGACGAUUUUCAGAGCCUUAUCUUAAGAUAAGAAUAAGUCAAGCUUACAUGCGCCACUCUAACCCCCACAAAGAUAUCUUUUUGAGAUUUAGGUUCACCCUUCUAGUGGUCCAAACAUUUAAAAUGUUCAUUUGUAUCUUGCAUAACAUACAGUGUUAAUGACUCCAACGAAAGAAGAAUAUUAAUCUUCAUCCUGUCCUCAUGUUAACUGAGCUAUUUGCAGAUAUUUUGUUUUGGCAUUGUUGUGUGAGAUCAUGCCUUUGCUGCCAACUACCUACGCUUUUAAUGUAAUUAAAAGUCAUUAACUGGUGCUUAUUAGCACUUGCUACGAUUCCCCAGCAGCCAGGGUUAAACAGCAGGCUAUCUGUGACUCAACUGACAGAUGUAGUCAGAGCCGAUCUGUGACUGCGAGUUCGACCCAAAUUUAGUCCUCUGCUGCGUUAAUGAAAGCUGUGUACUUAUCUCACCCAUCACCUCAUUCACUGUAGGAGAUAUAGGAGCUGGGGCUUGAUAUGAAUGAGUAUGUGUGUUCAGCUUGGUCAAUAGUUGAACGCUGGAGAUGGUUGGAGGGCCAUCUCCUAAUUGACUUUCUGGCGUCGGCACCGGAUGAGCACCUGCAAGCUGCGCAGUCAUGAGCCCAGAGCACACAGACCCUGGGAUGUUGGUUGUCAUGGUUACUCCCUUCCCUGGCAGAGAUGCUUAGCAGGUGCAUGUGUGUGUCAAGAUCAGUGUGACAUGGGAACUUGUGGAUUGAAAUGAGGGGUGCCUCGUUAAGACUAGGCUAUCUGUACGGUCAGAGGCCCUCUGGCACUAUAUUGGCUCGGUGUGUGGAUGCCUGAUAGCCAGGAAUGACUAGUUCUAUUCAUAGCAGGCUGGUCAAAUGCACUGAGGUCUAUAAGUCAGAACCAAAUGGGGGUGGAGAUAGGACACACGACAAGAUCUAGAAGAAAUAGAAAAAACCCACUAUAUUAAGACUCUUACGUGAUCUAAAUUAAGGGAUUACCUUGUUUUUUUUUUCAUGCAAUGCAAUUUAAAAAAACAUUUAUUCUCAAUAACAGUUAUGUGACAUCCCACUGAGCAAUAGACGGCUAUUAGACGUCUAGUUUUUUUUUUUUAGACCUAAUUUCGACAGUCUAGAUUCUGUAUAUUUUUUAGCUGGAAUUGAGACGUUGUACUUUAACCCAUUAUUCAAUAACUAUGUAUUAUGAUAGCAAUAUACAAUGUAGUAUAGAUACAGCCCAGAUUUAGACUUGGUCUAGACUUAGAUGUCUAACAAACUUUCAUUUCUAGACCUGUGGUAGCCUGAUCUAAGACCAGUCAUCUAAGCUACAUUUAGAUGUCUAUUAGACCUCUUUUAGAUCAAAAAAUACUCAGUGGGAUCCUUUUCAAAGGAACACCAUUACAUAACCAGCCGACUGAAGCACUGAGAUUGAUUUUUGCAUACAUAGUAUAUGAUGUAUUUUUUAACUUGUGCAUUCGAUCCAUCAAAUAUUCCCUCUCUCUGUUGUUUGCCUUGGAUAAUUAGUGAUCUGGUACGCAAGGUUUUGUGCGUUAAAUCUGAGUUUGAAAGGAUCAUUGCCCGUUUAAUCUUAUCUCAAAGAAACCCAAACGAAGAAUUUCAGCGACUUGGGUUUUAUGUUAUAACUUAAGUUUUGCUGUAAGUAAAACAUAGUUGAAAUAAAGCAUUGACAGGAAGGAUGCAAGAAGAAAAAUCUUUGUUCUCCCAGUCAGUUUGAUCACUGGGCUUAAAACAACAGCAUUUUCCACUGGCCCCCUUUCUUGAUUUCUGUCACUUUAUCUUAACACUAUAUCUGUCUUUUUAUUUAGACGCUUAGUUGCUGUUAAAAAUGUACAAAUACUGUCUGAAUAUAUUCUGUUUCCAUGGAUUUAAUUUUAAUUAAUCUCCUCUGUUGCAGAAGUCUCAGUGGGAGCUGACGUUGAAAAGGUUACUGAAACAUCUGUCAACAAAAUCCCAACAGAACUCAAACCAGGUAAGUCCUCUCAUCCUUUUUAUUUUGUGCACAAUCUUCACAUUAAAGUCUUCUUACAUGAUUUUUAUAUUAAUGACAUGAUUCUGGACAUUGUAAAAAAAACUUGUAAAAAAUACAAACAAUGAAAAUAACAUGAUUGUUCUGUAUUUCUUCUUUCAGAUACUAAACCAGCAGCUAGAGACCAGUCCACAGAGAGUCCUGUAUCUUUGGGGACACUCAUGCAGGAGACCGAGUCUUUUCCAGCCCUCCUCUCUGCAGAAACACUACAGACACAGGAUACUACUUUACAGAUUAAGCCAGCAAAGACAGAGGCCUGCCCUGAGCAGGGCAUCGCCAACCCCAGCACAAAGGAUUUUAAGGCCAUCAUCUCAACCACCAAAGAACAAAGUACUGCAUCAGUAUCUUUCACGGACCAACCAAUGGAGGUGUCACUCCCCCAGCCUUUGAGUAUGGAUGUAGUCAGGGCUACUUUCCUUGAAAGUGCUCCAAAAGAACCUAACAAGGAGAGGCAUGAGGGUAUUUUUCAUAGGAACCUGGAAGAGACUGUUAAGCCCUCAGCCUCGUGUACAUCAGAGGAAAUGUACGCUUUGCCAGAGAGCAAGCCUAAUCUGUCACUUUCCAGCCUGUCUUCUGAGGAGAAACCACACAAGUCAUGUGUGGAGAGGCUGGCUGAAAUGGUCUCCUCUCCUUGCCACUCCUCCCCCCUGGCACGAGGAACAUCACCCAGAGAAACCCCCCAGAGCCAGAUACUACCGUCAUUGGGUGACCACAGCAGUCUAUUACCUACUACCACGCUCAUACCGCUCACGCCUAAGAUCGGGAUGGGAAAACCAGCCAUCACUAAGAGGAAGUUUUCUCCUGGAAGGCCACGAGUCAAACAGGUAGGAACCGUAACAUCAUGUCAAAGACUACCGCCGAUGUGUUUGAUUUCAUGGGCCGAGAGAAACCUGUAGCAUACCUAGGCUUAGUUUGAGUGUUGCUUAUAGCUGCUGAUGUGUAUGUGUCAAAGUGUCCUAUUGGCUCUGCUCUGUUUUUGAAUGUAGAGAAAGGGUUUUGUUACAUUUAGUUGGUUGAUGCGGCUUUAGCGGUUCAGGAUUCUCUCUCUUUCUCGGUCAAGUUGUACCUCGCUGUAUAUUGUGCUAGUAAUGAAAGCAGGGCAUCAAAACGGGCACAGAUUUUUCUCUCGACUCCCUCAGACCUAUUCACAUGUUUGUGCAUGACUAGUCCAUGCAGACCUUGGCUGAUGUACGAUUACUUUGAAUCAUGUUUUUUUAAUAGCCAAAACACAAAGAGAGUCCACUUGCAAAGCAUCCUCAUCAGUCACUCUGUUCAUCUCAUGUCCAUCUUAUUGUCCCAUCGAAGAACAUCAAGUCACAAACAGCAGUUGUCAUCCUGGUCAUCUUCAUCAGCAACCCAGUUGGUCGUUACUUGGUUUGGGAAAGUUUUGAUUUUCAGUUAUUAGUGUCCCAGUGUUGUUAAAUGUAAAUGUAGAUUAAAAUAAGGUCCAGACUCUCUCAGACAGACAAUUAUGGGAAUCACACCCAUGGCUAUAAUCUAUUAUGGAUGAUGCUAGUGAGGGAGGACUGAUUUAGUUUGCAAAUUGUGCUUUUUUCCCCCCAGAUAUAUCCUGACUCCUAAGUAAACACGAUAAAGCUCAAACGACUGUAUUACACGAGGCCUGAGGAAAUCUUUUCCAGAAAAUUUGAUUGUAGCCGUAGUGCAGCAUGCUUUUGUCCGAUGAGCUCAUGUGCUGCCAUGCUUAUGCAAGCCUCCCUUCCCUGACAACAUGCCAGAGAGACGCUGUUGUCAUGGCAAGAGGUUGUAGGGCCUCGUUUCUUAUGUAUUUGCCAUGAUGCUCUGGCAAAUGAUGCCAUGUGAAAUGCAACUAACACUAUUUUGCUUUCUAUUUUUUUAUUUUUAUUUUUUUACAAGGCCUUAAUCCAAAAAAAUGCAUCUUGAAAUAUAAUGCAUGGAGCACAAUAAUGAAUGGUUUAACACCAAAUAUGACUGUAUGACUUCUCCUGUUCAUAUUUUGGCAUAUCAGCUGCUUUCUCAAAUCAGAUCUCUGCAUAAAUGAAUGUGUAUUUCUGUUUGGUCAUUUCCACAUGCCUACAUUCAAAGCUCACCACAUCUCUCUAACAUCUUCUUUGUAUGUUUUGUUUCUUCGCUGGCUUUGUUUUUAAGUUGCUGCAUUUUGUCGCCCUCCUCCUCCCUCCCUCUCUUUCACUUUCUCACCCAACCCCUUCCCCCUUACCUUAGGGUGCAUGGAGUCCCCAUAGCAGUGUGAGCUCCCCCUUGUCCUGGUCGCCAGACCAGCCAGAGGGGUGGGACGUCCCAAAGACCAGGCAGUCCUCUGGCAGCCCCGGCUGGAGCAUCAGAGUGGUAAAUACUGCGGCUCAGCAGAGACAGCAGGGCAGCAGCUGCCCUCUGUUAGCCCUCUGUUUACCCACACUGCCCCAGUGUGCCCAGUGUUACCAUGAUGUCUAAAGUAGCAUAAACAGACAGUGGCCUCCUUGCAGUGAGAAGAUUCAUAGACUAUUAGCUGAACAUUCGACCUCAUGGGGGGACUGAAAUACAGUUGUCCCUGCAGUAGGUUUGCUGGCUUUGCAGGUGAAUUGAGAGAUCAGGGGUUUAAUGUGGUUGGAGCACAAAACACAGAUAUGAAAACCUCCACUGAUAGAUGAAUGAAUCCUUUUGUCAGCCAAGCUCUGCUUCUUUGCAUUCAAACAUGUUCAAUAACUUUUCUUUCUUCUCUUUUGAUAUUGAACGUUGUGAAGAGUCCGUGGCAGUUGGUUGCCUGGGCAACACUCUUUUUAGUAAAGCUGGGUGAGAGUUAAUUUGAAUGCUGUGGCAAGGGUCCAGUCCAGGUUAAACAGCAUCAUAGAGUGUGUCAGUCAGCAGGCGCUGUGGAUGGGGAGGGGCUGUGGUUCAGGAUCAGUGUCAGAUAUGGGCUAAAUGGGAAGGGAUUUGGGGGCAGGUGCUGCAAGGUUCAGUUGGACUUAAGUUUGACAGUCGUGAUUAGGCGGAGGCCUCCUGUCAGAAAUGUGCCAAGGCCACAGUGGAACCCACAUUGUUGGAACAACAGCUCUGAGGCCUUUUCUCAACUCUCUCACUCACUGGCAACAGUUUCCUCCAGUCUUUUUCUAUUAACUGUUUAAGUGACGAGAAUCAGGCUGUUUUGUUUUCUUUCAGUGAGCAUUUGAUCUGUGUUAAAUUGUUUGGAGAUGUCUGAAAAUCUAAUCUGCUUCCUUUUCAAAACAAUCUCAAGAUGUAGUGUUACGGCAGAUUGAGACCUUUUUUUAUUUACAUUAAAAAUGAUAGCUGAAUUAUUGGUCGAGGUUUAUACACUUAUACUGACUGACAUUAUCUAUUUACAUGAUAAUAACUGUGUAACUGCAUUUUGGUAAUUGUUUUAGGGUGCAGGUAUAGUAGUGUCAGGAAAGAUGGGAACACUUUAUAUGAAAUCACCACUGAUAAUGCAUCAUAAGCACAUUUAAAAAGUCUUGUAAAUGCAUUUUAAGGCUUUGUUAUAAUCCUUCUAAAUAAUUUCUUAUAAUAAAGUACUCAUAACAGGCAUAAUCAGCAUAGAAAUGUUCACAAAGGUACAUUUUAUAUUGGAUUAUACCUUCAUGCAAAUUAACAACAAAAUAUUUUGAAUUCUAGCUUUCAUAACACAUUUUAACCCUAACAAAUUUAUCUAAUUACAUGGUCCUACAAAAGAUUUAUAGAAACUUAAAAGCAAUAUUUUGUGGCCGCAACUUAAGUAUAAGACAAAAUACUCUCAUUUGUUUAUAAACCUCCAUAAACGUUGAUAUAAGUUGUUAAUAAAUGCUUAUAAUCACUCUCAAGGAUUGUUUUAAGCCUUACAAAUGCCUUAUUUGUUUUAAGUAUUAAAAAUAAGGAUGUGAUGGUAAACUGUUCCCGAUUCCCAAUUGUUCAUCGAAGUGGUAAAAGCUUGUGUCCUCAAUGAGUUCCAGGUCUUUCCCAUCCAGAGCAAUAAAUGCAAGAACCCUCUCCCUCUCCAUUGUUUUUCUAAAUCAACGGGUACCUCCUGAGCUGACGACAUUUAUCCGCUUUGUUUCUGCUUCUGAAUUGUUUGGUUGAACUUGUUCCAUUCUUUGCUGUGAUGAGUCUCAAGAGCUUGGUUGAAUUGGUUGUGUCAUAUUGUGCUACGCCGCUGCCGCCACAGAUCAGUAUCUGGCUGAUUCGAGGAUCGGAUCAGUGCAUCGCUGACUAAAAAUAGUUCCUGAUUACUUCUAGAGGACAUCAAAUUUUUAAAAAAGUGUCUUCAUGGCAAAAGUUCCAUGAGCAUAGGAUGAGUUGUGAUCAUUUCCUGAAGUUUUUGAGGAACAUCAUUAAAAGUUUUUUUUACACUGUCUUGUCAGUGGCAACAAUCAGCGCAAACAUACAAGACAGAACACACAAUCUGUUUGAUCUGUUGUGGACUUUGUGUAUCUUUCAAAAGCCUUUGCACUACCAACUUCAUACUUAUAUUGAGUUAAAAGAUCUGAUAUCAUGGACAUUAUGCAGCGUCUUAAAUCUAUGAGUAACAAGGUAAUGAUAUAGCCUAUCUAGUACUAUUUUUUUUAAAAAUGCUCCCCCAGCUGCUAGUAUAUAAACAGGCCUAGUCAGGAGUCCUAGUUCCCUGCAGCAAAUUUUCUGUUGUCUGUUUUCACUAAUCUUUCUUACAUUCAGAGAGAACUAUGUCUUGAAAUGAUUCAGCUGGCACAAGAGGGAAACAAACUUGUAAACAGUUGAAGGUCACGUCUGCUGAUUACAUUUUAAGCAGAAGAAUUUCAUUGUCUCUGUUUACCCCAAAUGCAGCAUUUUCUGAUUUUUGUUGUCUCACCUCUACAGGGUCGAGGCUCCGGCUUCCCUGGGAGGAGGAGACCCAGAGGUGCUGGUCUGUCAGGCAGAGCUGGACGUGGCAGGGCCAGAGGCAAGAAUGGAGUGAGUCCCAGUAUCAACCCCGGGGUAUGUGCCAUCAGCUGGAUCACCGCCAAAUCUUACACUAUAUGCAAAGCACUGCUUGUUCCCCCUCCAGCUGAAGACACUGGUGUUGCAUUGCAAGACAAUUUUAUGUAAAAAAUCGUAGCUUAUUGUUAGUUAAACCUUCUGAGGGCUGGUUCCUCAUUAGCCAAACUAAUGAUGAGACUAAUAACGAUGUCUAUCCAACUGUUUCAUAUUUAAAAAGGUUAGUGGAUGCCUUUCUUCAUGUCGUUUUGCUGUUUCUUUUUAAAUAAUGUGUAUUCUUUUCUCCUAUUUGCAGAUCACCACAAUAGAAACACCUUACCAAGUCAAGGAGGAAGAGGAGAAUGCCAUGCACAACACAGUGGUUAUUUUUUCCAGCAAUGACAGUUUCACACUUAAACAGGUAUUUUUGUUGUUUACCCGAAACUGUUGGUUUACAGUUAUUUAUUUAUUUAUCUGUUUAUCCAAAUAUAUUUUGAGUCCUCAUUGGCAGAUUUCCCAUUCCACAUAGUCAAUAGUAAAUCCACGGUAAAGACCUCCUCUAUUGGAGAUACUGCCAACUGCCUGCAGGAAAAGCGGUCGGUUAUGUAACACAGGAGCAUAUUGAAGUUUUAUUCCUCCUGCUUUUUGACCCAAAAGUCAUGAUCCUGCACUCUGUUCAAUUUUGUAAACAAUAAAUGAAAAAAAACUGGUAAGUAGUGAAAUAUUACAUCUCAGGUGCUGACAUUAAACACAAGUCCCUUGUGAGGGGCUACAUGGAGGCUGAAAAGGACCCGCUCAGUUAUCCUUGAUUCAAUCCAAUAUAUUUUAUUAACAUAGCACGAUUUAAGCAAACGCAAGGUCUCCAAAGGGCUGCACAGCAAGAUAAAAAUACAAUAAAAAACACAACGGAAGCACAAUAGAUAAGGUAAAAAUAAAACAAGAUAAAACACAGUAAAAUCAAAUUAAAAACAAACACAAUAAAUAUAAUCAAUAACUUAAAAUAAAAUAAAUGAAGUCAACCUCCUCAUGGGUGUUAAAAGCCCAGGAGGUAAAACACAGUAAAAUCAAAUAAAAAACAAUGAAUGUCCAAAAAGCAAAUGAACCAUAAUUAAAAGUUCCUUUGGUCGUGCAUUUCAGCAUUAUUUUGUACACUGCUGUAGUCAAGGAUAAAGGGCAAUGAUUAUGGUAGGGCUGGGUCAUUAAUUAAAUUUACUCUAAUUAAGAUGAUUACCUCCCACGAUCACAAAAAUACAAUAAUUGGAAUUAAACUGUUAUCAUGCCACCUGUUGUGUCAUGCUUGUUUUGUCAUAUGACAUGAAUGUCAUGCACCCUCCCUCCCUCUUUUCAUUCAGAGCAGAGUGUGUACUCCGCUCCUCUUCUCCUCAGAUAGCUCUCACAGUCACUCCAUCAUUAAGACCCAGGAUUAUGUGCAACUAAGUUUAGGAGCAAAAGGAAGUUGCAAAUGCCAUAAAAGUUAAUCAUGUACCGUAGUUCCUUCAGCAUGUUGUGCCACAGCUAAAGAGAGGAGAGCAGGAGAAGGCAGGUCAGUGUGUGUAAGUGGGUAUGCUUGAGUGUGAAAAGUCAAGGGACAGAUGAGCAGAAUAAGAGAGAGGGCUAUAGUGAUCAUCAGGGUGAAUAAGCAUCCAUGAGAUAAUGAUUACCAGGUCUGUAGUCAAGGUGAAAUAUAAUCCCAAGUCUUGAUGUUUUUAAGAUGGAGGCUUUGAAAAUCUAGAUGAUGUGCAAGAUCUGCAGCCUGUUAUAAAAAUGUAGUGUAAUAGGUGAAAAAGAGCUCCGAUCCUUUGGUUUAAAAAAAAAAAAAACACCAUGUAAAAAUAUUCUCCUACUAGUGAAAUCUAGUGUUUUAAUUAUGUGAGUAUCAUUUACAAGAUGAUGACAAAGCUCUGACAGUGAAGUAGAUCAUUGAUGCAUGGUCCUUUUCAGUACUAAUACAUCUAAUGAAAAAUAAAGGUGUCAAACCAUGAAUGAUUCUUUUUAAUGAUCAUAUCUAUCAUUUGUGAAUUUGAACUUAACUGACUGAACUAAAUCCGGUAACUCAUGAUGUCUGACUCCCUCUUUAGGACAUGUGUGUGGUGUGCGGGAGCUUUGGCCUCGGUGCAGAGGGCCGUCUUUUGGCUUGUGCUCAGUGUGGCCAGUGUUACCACCCAUUCUGUGUUGGCAUAAAGGUACCUUCGAUAUUGAGUUUGCACCCCACUGUCACAUUUUACAAAGCAGAAACUCCAUACUGACAUACACAACUUACAUAAAUAUCCUAUUGUGACUUUCACAGAUCACUAAGGUGGUACUGAGUAAAGGCUGGCGUUGUCUGGAGUGCACGGUGUGCGAGGCCUGCGGACAGGCCACAGACCCCGGCCGCUUGCUACUAUGUGACGACUGCGACAUCAGCUAUCACACUUACUGCCUGGACCCUCCGCUGCAGAACGUGCCCAAGGACAGCUGGAAAUGCAAAUGGUGUGUAACUCUCAUCUCACCCACAUCUGCCUCACACCGGGGUACACUAUUUAGAUGAGAAGCUGUUCUAAGUUGACUAAAAGCAUGAAAGCUCUGCACACUGGGUUGUUUUAAUAAACAUCAGAACCAUUUUCUGCCUCUUACUAAUGGAAAAACAGGUUGAGGGUGUUAUUCUCAUCUGAUUUCUUGGUGAUGAAAAUCUGCCUGAAAUCUUCCUUUUGAACCAAACCAAUGUGUGUGUGAGGAUAGAGUGUGUGCGUUUGCAGGAUUUUUCAGCUCAGUUAAUCGGUGUUGAUGGCUUUUGAAGUUACCUGGUGGAAUGACCUCUGUCCUUUGCAUCUCCUGCAGGUGUGUGUCCUGCACUCAGUGUGGCGCCACUACCCCAGGCCUAAGGUGUGAGUGGCAGAAUAAUUACACCCAGUGUGCCCCCUGUGCCAGCCUUGCAACAUGCCCCAUCUGCCUGGUUGACUACAGCGAGGGCACUACGAUUCUGCAGUGCCGCCAAUGUGACAGGUGUGCAGUCUUUCUACACAGCCUGUCAGCUCAGGAGAACUGGUCUCUGCUAACGCUGUUUUUUUCCCCCUCUUAUAAUUUGCUGUUAUCUAAAUCUCUUCUCUCUCUCCAGAUGGUUCCAUGCGUCUUGUCAGAGCCUCCAUUCAGAGGAAGAUGUAGAAAAAGCUGCAGACAGUAGCUUUGACUGCACAAUGUGCCGAACUUUCAAGACCACUAAAGGUAAGGGUCCAUUUAUUUCUCUUGAGUUCAUGAAGAUGUUUGCUGCUGUGUUUUUAAAGAACUGUUCUCCGCUCUUGUACCUCUCUAGUUGUGACCAAGGCCAGAGACACCAUUGAGCCUGCAGUUAUGACGCAGAUCGUCACAAAGGCUAAAGAAAUGGGUAAGUUCAGAGCUUCAGAUGGGAUGGAUUCGUUAUAUAUUAAAAAAAAAAAAAAACAGACUUUUUAUUUUCUUUUUCGCCAAGAUGUUGAUUUUGUGCAGUAUUCAAAACUAACAUUGACUUCUGGUCUUUUUAGAUUUGUCGAGGACCUACACCCAAGAUGGUGUUUGUUUGACAGAGUCGGGACUUUGCCAGUUGCAGAGCUUGUCUGCCACAGCGUCACGGCGCAGAAAACCCAAACCCAAGCUGAAGCUGAAGAUCAUCAACCAGAACAGCGUGGCAGUGCUUCAGGCUCCUGUGGACGCUCUCUCAGAAAUGUCUCGUGACGAGGACAUAGAGGAAAACAGAGGUACUUGUCCUCUUGCACAGUCUCUCUCUUUCAUCUCGGGUUGUUGGUUAGAGGCUUUUUAGUUGAGCAGUGACUCGGAUAUCUGCCUCAUUUGUUUUGGCAUACUCCUGUUUGACUUAGACUGUGUUCAACAUCAUCCAACUGCGCAGUUAACACGAAUGAAAUCGAAUCCAGUUGAAAUCUGAUUAGAUAAGCAUUAUCAGGAUAAAAUCUGGAUCACAUGUUUCCUUUUUAGAUUCUCAGAUAAGAUUUUGGGCAUUUUUAAACACGUUUUUUUUAAAUACUCUUUUAAAAGUUUUUCUUUUUGUCUGUGGGAAAAAAAAAGAGUCUACAAGCCAUGCUCCACAUGAUCAAUCAACCAAAGAAAACAGAAGCUGUGACAAAUUCCCUUUGAUUUGCAUGACAUACUUCUAAUUAGAGUGAAUGCUGUUUAAUUGGCUCUUAUCUUUACCAGAAUUAAUUCACUUAAUUUGUAGUUUAAAGAGGGUAAAUGAUAAAAAUGAAUUCUUUGAAAGCCCCUCUGCAGUUAGAGGUUGUUUGUUAUAGAACUGCUUAACUUGGUUUCAAUCAGGCUAAUGUCCUGAGUUCAGAAAGAAUUGACCUGUGUGUUUUGUCGAGGGGCCUGGCCGGGGUGCUCUCUGCAGCAGGGCUGUCGCUCGUCAUCAAUGCUCUCUCCUUCUUGCAGAGGCAGAGCUCCUCGAUUGCGAAGCGAAGUCUGACUCGAGCCUAGAGCGUGAGCCAGCAGAAGACGACUCCAAGGGGGUCGACGGCGGCAAGAAGAGAAAGAGGAAACCGUACCGGCCGGGUAGGGCACCUGAUUGAAGGAGACAGCUCCUCUGAUGCGUAAAAUGGUGCAGUACAUGCCUGACGCUGUAGCUGGAGCAAAGCACUGCCAUCUCUGGGCCUCUGAUGUACUGAGGGCUCUAUCUAGUGUUGCUGAGCCUUCAUGCUGAAUGCAUGGGACUGUUGAUUAAAAAAGAAAAAAACUCAAACUCAGUGCACCUCAGAUUAUAUCAUCUCCAUAAUUGUUUUACUGAUAUUAGUUCUCAGGAGUGUGAUUUGUAUCUCACUGCAAAAAGCCUAAUACAUUCUCCUUUUCCAGGCAUUGGUGGGUUUAUGGUCCGCCAGAGGAGCAGGCCAGGUCAAGGUCCAGGCAAGGCAAAACGAUCCCUCUGUCGAAAAGACUCGUCUGGCUCAGUAUCAGAAAUCCCACCUGGAAAAGAUGAGGGUAUUUAAACCAACCAUGUACACUACAUCGAUGGUACAUCAAUCAAUUUUUCAUGUUCUGUCAAUUAAUGCUUUCAUGUGGUGUACUUUUCUCUGCCCUGCAGGCUGGUCAGAGACCUUACCUGAUACUCCGGUGGAUGAGAUACCGCCUGGACCAGAGGUGCCCGAAAAAAUCAAGAAGCGCUACAGAAAGAAGAAAACAAAACUGGAGGAAGCUUUUCCCACUUACCUGCAGGUGCGUCAGAUAGAUUAUUUUGUAUGUACAGCUGACAGGUUGGAUACUGGUUUAUUUGCGACUCACCUUUUCAGACUGUAAGAAGGUGUUAAAACUGUGUCAUUUCAAAUAUAAAGUAAAACAAUAUUAUUAUACUCUGAAGAAAACUGUUUUUUUAUGCAAGUCUUGAUUAAUUUUGUGCAUAAAUAUCAAUAAAUAACAGCCCAACGAAGGCACAACACUGUUAAAACUGCGCAUUUCAGAAAGAAAUGAUUGCAGUGUGAUUAAUUGCAAGGGUUUUUUCUACUGUAAUGCUGUUCAUUUGCACAGAAGUUCUGGUCUUGUCAUGCCCAAUCUUUAUUUACCUACCCAUGGGGAAGGUUUGAAAACCAAAGUACAUUGUCUUGAAACCACUUACAGAGCUCUGAUGCACAGAGCCCCUUCUGUGAGCUUUUUGAAAAGGGAAAAACCUACAGGCAGUCACUCAAAUGGGAUACCACUCUCUGAUUAUUUUCUUUAAAUGGUUUCUGUCUCAGACGAAAAUUGGAAUACCGAAGCAUAACUAAAGAUGACUUCAAGGUCCCUGGUCUCGUGCAAGUAUCCCAGUGUCACCUUCUGUUGGCCAAAACAAAGAUUUGUGAUGUGCAUUAAGCUGCCCUCAGCUGUCAGGGCUGCUCUUUAUCCCACCGCCGUACAGGGAUUUUCAGUCUGACCUAAAGGUCCAACACAGUGAAGCACAUUUCAUUAAUUAUUGAGAUAGCAACACGUUGAGCUUUUAAUGUCUUGGUGCGACCGGCAGCUGCAGUUGCAUGUUGUUGAAGAUAGUAGAUGACUUGUGGGAAUAAGCGGUUUGGGGAGGUAGGUGCUGACAAAAGUGGGGUCAGCAGCAUCAACGGUUAGUCUCAGGGCAUCUCUGUUUCGAUUCCGUCAGUUCUCAUGGGCCGUCAAUGAGAUUGAUGUCAAGGAAAGAUAAGCUGACAGUUUGCUGAAAAGUGGUAUCGAGAACUGACCGGUGUUUUGUGUCUUCAUGCUCAGGAGGCUUUCUUCGGAAAGGACCUCCUGGACAAAAGCAAGCAGAGCAGGCAGCAAGGGGUCGAAUCAGGUUUGCUGGAGGAGGGGCAAAACCAAGUGGAGAGGAGGCACCCCACCACCAGCUUCAUGGAUCCUUCGUCAGAUCCUAUGCUCAGCGCCUCCGCAACAUCGCUCUCCAACAGACCAGCAGCAGCACGUACGUACACACAAUAACUCUUAUCUGCAGGACUCAAACCUAAGGGGAGGAAAGUGACAUUUGACAACAUAUGAAAUAAGAGAAUUACUGGACAGGAAUCAGCACAAGCAAUGUGAGGCUAGAAACCACAGGGGUAUGCUUUGUUUUUUAUUUGAAUGCAUAUUAAUAUAGUUUAUUUUAUACAUUUUCUCAGUUGUUUUAUUUGCAAGAACCGUUACCCAGCAAGCAUAUUGCCCCUCACCUAAACACAAGACAGAGUCAGUGUCUCAAAGGUUCAGCUCGACAAGCUUGUUUGUGCAGCACUACACUACUACAUAAAGUACUUUUUUCAAACGCCUCUCCCUGGAUUACAAACUAAUCGAUGUUUCAUCUCCGCCCCCUCUCGCUCUGAAUCCUUUCCCCUAAAAAUUGGGGCUCUCAUACAUUGAUUUGAGAGGUUGAUUAUGUUGCAGAAGAACGUGAUUGUAGCCUUCCUGUCAACAGAACGUUAAGACACCUCCUUAUGAAGAGGCACUGCUACCUCACUGAGUUAACACCACGGAGGUUUUACAUCACGACUAACGCAGACUUUACACUCAACAUAUCACACAGUAGCAUCUCUAAUUGCUCAAAAGCUACAAUGCAAACUGCCAACUCUAUAUCAAAUCAUGUUUGGUAAUCAUAUCGAGUCAGUACAAGAUCAAAAGCACAGCCCUGAUGGAAACCCAAAUAAAUGCAGUCAGAGGUAAAGCAUCAUAUUUGUAAUUUACUCGAAAAAACUCCCGUCAGUUUAAAAAACUAAAAAAAUGAACAUUAAAUCUGACAAGGGUAUCCUUUAAACAGCUAUGUUCUUGCCUUUCAUUGUUAGUGUUCUAUAUAAAGCCCUACAGCCAUUUGUAAAGCUGUAUUUGUAUUCCCUGUAUCUGAUGGAUUUUAGUGAAAACAAGUUCCAAAAACUUCAGACUUUUCAAAAUCAAAGGCUUCAGAAACCAGACGAUUGAAUCCAUUUUGUGUAAGACCGACAGCAGUGCUGAUGUGAGUCAGUGUCCAAGUAUUGCAGUCAGUUUCUCAGUCUUUCAGGAGACACCAAAAUCUACAUGUGGCAUCAAACAAAUGGUUCCAAAUCACAUUUUCAUGUCCGUUCAACAUCACCAUCGAUUAUGAUUUGUGACCGUUUGGUUUUCUUUUUUUUUCCUUUCUUUCUUUUGUUUCUUUCCUCCUUUUUUUUCUCCAUCUACAGAGACGUCUGAGGAACCAUUAGUUGAUCUAGCUGAUGUUCUGAACUCUGAUGCAGACAUCUUGGGAAUGCUGGGAAAGCCAAGCAGUGACUCUGGUGCGUCAAGUGUCUCACAAGUAGUCCCAGUAGCAGCAGUUUUACCAAUAGUCACUUGGUCGUGGAUUUGACAGUCUUUGACUUGCGGUUCAGAAAUUUCCCAAACAGCAAAUCCUGUUUUGCUUUCACCACUGAAGUGAUUUUGUUUUAAUGCCACAUUCUUUAGCUACACUUCAUCUUUGAGUUUACCUUUUGUUUGUUUUGCAUUGUCUGAAGCGUGGUGUGCUUGAGCUGUCAUCACUGUUUUUUCACUCAUUUUAUCUGGUUUUGGGUUCUUGUAGGUCUUGAUUUUUGCCCCUUCCAGGUUGACAGCUCACCUCCUCCUUUUGGUAAGGGUGCUAUGGCCUACUAAUCCCCUGCUUUAGUGCAUUCUUCCUCUCUAACAGUGUGUGUCUCUAUGAGUCUGCAUGUGUAGACGCUGCUCACAUUGAGCUUUCCUCAUCUAUCUGCAAUCGUUUUUAACAUAUUUCCCCCUAACUUGCUUUUUAGUGCUUACCUAACCUAGUGCACAGUUUUCACUCAAAUGCAUCUGGUGUGUCUGCCUUUGCACAUGUGACUCUUUUCACGGUGUGGACCCUUUUUCUAUGUAUAUAACAAAAAGAGCGCUAAUUCACAGCAGCCUAUUAAAAGAUGUUCUCAAGAUGGCGAACAAACAAUGCAACAAGGACAUCUUGUUAUUCAAAAAAUGAAAAAAGAAACAGAAGAACCAAGCACUUUAAAGAAAAAGAGGCCUUGGCAAAUGUCCUUCUAGCUGCUAAAGACUUUGAAUGGUGUCUGCUCUCAGUCAUGUGGCUGUAAAACAAAAAUCACUGCAGUACACAGCCCUUAAUCUUUGUCAAUACUGACUUUGUUCAUCUUAAAUGCUGUAUAGGCAUCUUUUUUUGAUUGAUACAGAUUGCCUACUUAAUAUUGAAACCAUCCAAAGGCUGUUAAUAAAGACAGUUACAGCAUAAGUGUGGGAUUUCCAGCAUGAGUCAGUAUAGUAAUAGAUUAUUCUGGACUUUGUUAUGGAUUUGAUUAAAAGAGGAAUUGGAUUUCUUACCAGUUUUCAAAUAAUUUAAUUGAUUAGUAGAACAAAAGACAUUUUUUUGCUCAAACAUUAAAGUGUUUGUGUUCCUGUCUGAAAGUAGCAGUGAUUUGUAUGAUCCCUAAACUCCCUCCAAACAACACUGGAACCCCGAGGAGCUGUAAUCAUAUACUGCUCAUUCUGCUCUGAUUGCUUUCCACAGGCUGUUAAAACAAUAAACAUGUUCCUACCUCAAGUUUAUAUUUACGAUCAUGUUCUCAGGCGGAUAUUUGUUGGUUGCUGUGAGUCUCUGUGUAUGUGCACGCACGCCAUGAUUUGUUUUUGUAUGUCCGUGUGUGUUUCCACAGCUGGUCUGGACAUCGGGCCUCUGACAGACGGUACCCCAGUGGCGCCCCAGUCUCAGGCUGGACGAAGGACCCCUCGAACCCUUCCAGAGGAGCCCUUGGACGGUAUUCUCAGCCCAGAACUGGACAAGAUGGUCACUGAUGGUCAGUUUUUAGAGAGGAAAUAUUCAGACACUUUUGGUUUUCAUACAAGAUGAAUAUCAUUAACAAUUAGUUUUUUGUGGUUCUUUUUUCAGAAUCAAUUCUCAGCAAACUUUACAAAAUUCCAGGUUUGUGAUUUCAGCUUUUCUAGACCCUCAUGAGUGUGACAUUGCCUAUGCUUGAUUAACAAGUCAGAGUCCAAAACAAGUCCAAAUAAUUAAAAAUUCAUGUUUUAAAUGCAACAACCUUACUUUUUAUUUGUUGACCUUAGUUUUUCCAUUUAUUGUCAGUAUAUGGUAUCAUUGUGUGUGUAACAGCUGAGAGGAAUAAAACAAGUUCAGUAAGUUUUACUACUUUGCUGUGUUGCAGAGCUGGAGGGCAAAGACGUGGAGGAUCUCUUCACAGCAGUGCUAAGCCCCAGCACAAGCCAACCACCUCCCCCACCACAGGUGCCUCACCCCCAGGGUCCAGGGCCCCUCCCUACUACAGCCGGCACUAGUAUGCCUCAUCCCAAUGCAGGUACAUUAUUCGGCACCGAGUUGUAACAGAAUUUUGACUGUGAUAGAUUUAGGUUUCUAAGUUUGAGCGUGUGAUGAACAUCUUAUGUCAUGUGUUCAGGGAAUCCCAUGUUUCCAAGAAUGCCAAUGAUCAAUGGUAUGAUGGGACCAAACCAGCGCUUUCCCACAAACCCAGGAGGAGGUCCCUGCAUCCCAGAAAAUUUCUCCCCUCUUAACCGUAUGCCUUUCACUGACAAUCCAAGGUAAUGCACAACCUUGGUUCUUAAACUAUUAAACAACAGCAAAGUUGGAAAAACUUGUAAAACCAGAGGGCUGACUCUUUUUUUUUUUGUCUGUUUGUUGUUGCAGAGAGAGAAAGUUUAAUCAGAUGCCUCGAGAGGCAGUUGGUCAGUGGCCCUCCUCGGCCCAUGGCCCUGGCCCUGCACCCCCUGGAUCCCUGCCUGAGGGGGAAACUGAAGCCAUGUCCAACGCCCAAAGGAGUACACUGAAAUGGGAAAAAGAAGAGACACUUGGAGAGCUCGCCACUGUGGCGCCUGUUCUUUAUACCAAUGUCAAUUUCCCCAACCUCAAAGAAGAAUACCCAGGUUGGUAAACGGCUCUGCGGCCUUGUACUCUUCCUUCUUUGUUCAUUCUUACAGUCAUCACUCCUGUCAUCUCUGUUUUUCUCUGGGUAUUUGUUUGGGUGUACCCACUGCACUGUGUCAGUCACACAGUACAAAAAUACCUCAUAUGUGCCGUUCGACUGUUGGCAUGACAACUCUUCUCAUUCUUUCUUCAACAGACUGGUCCACAAGGGUGAAGCAGAUUGCAAAACUUUGGAGGAAAGCGAGUUCGCAGGACAGGGCCCCAUAUGUGGUAAGAUCACUGACACUGUUGAAUUCCUUAUUUUUACCUGUUGUUACAAAGGUCUGAACACUUUGAACCUGACUGUUCAUCAUCAGACUAUCACUGCCGGUAGCACAGUUGCAGGCUCCUCGAUCACAUCUGGCCUCUUGCCUGUUGUCAGUGCCAUUUGGAAUCCAGCCACUCAGUCAUACAGUUGAACUAAUUAACAUGGGAAGCCCUGCUCAGUGUCAGAAUUCACUGCAGUCUGAGUAAUUAAGUUCACGAGAAGUAAUUAUUUAUUUAUUUAUUUUUUGCCAAGGCCAGUUUCCAAGACCUAGCUUUGAUUUACAAUGCACCCUGUUUCAAAGUUUUAGGGGGUUCAUAUCUAUAUGUUAAUAGAUGCCAUUUCUCUGUCAUGGCUUUUUCUUUAGAUGUCAAACCAAUUGGAGUUUCAGGCGACUAUAAAGAUGUUUGUUUUGUAGUAACAUGACGACCUCUGUUCUAUACUGCUUACAAAGUUUACGAAAUCAAAAUCAUGCCCAAAGAAAAAAAAAACAUAUAUUUGGGUAGAUCAGAUCAUUAAAUGACAAUUCAGGCCAUCUGUUCUUGGAGCUUUUAUAAAUAUAUGAGGCCUCAGCCAAUAAAAGUGAGUUACAUAAGUUUGGUUUUGCAUCCAUGGGACCGAGGAGUUCUUUUUCCAGCUGUGUCCCUGUGGUAGGUUAGCAAACUACUCUAGUCUCAUGAUGAACAUCAAUCUCAAAAACAUUCAGUCAUGAGGGAACCUCUGUCUAAAAUAUCCACCAUGGCUUACAAAUAGGAUGGAAAUGGUCAGUCUGAGAAGGUAGCAAUAUUCACACAGCCCAUAUGAUUAAAGUUUGGAGGUCAACUUACGAAGAAGUAUUGCAUAUUAAGACACUGACACAAAUUCUACAUGAGUGACUUUAAUAGAUUAUGUUUUUUUGCAGACUUGUACGAAUGAAAUCCUAAUGCCUUUUUUGUGCUCUUGUUUUGUGAUUGUGAUUGGUUUGCUGUUUAGCAAAAGGCAAGGGAUAACCGAGCAGCCCUGCGCAUCAACAAAGUCCAGAUGUCGAAUGAGACGGUGAAGAGGCACCAUCCACAGCAACAGCCCCCUGAGGUGUUUGAUCCCAACAUACCACUAGACACAGAACUGCUGUUUAAAGACCCUUUGAAACCAAAAGAGUCAGAGCAUGAACAAGAGUGGAAGUUUAGACAGGUAAGAGUGUAUGCAAUGAAGUCAGGGAAUGCAGCGACAGGUCCACUUUAUAUUAAGACAGCUAAGAAGUGGUGGUUUAGUAAAGCUCCCCUAAACAACUACACUAUCCUCCACAUUAACCCUGAUGACAUUGGUGGUUAGUAGGUCCUGUUUAUAUUUGGCCCAUGAGACUGAUAUAUUCUGCUCCCUUUGAGAUGUCUAAUCCCAGUUUUUUUCUUUUUACUGUGUCCUCCCAACAGCAAAUGAGGCAGAAAAGCAAACAGCAAGCCAAAAUUGAAGCCACUCAGAAGUUGGAGCAAGUGAAGAAUGAGCAACUCCAGCAGCAACAGCAGCAGCAGCAACAACAUGGCAACAGCCAGUCUGAUGGAGAUGGCAACAACAGCGGAAACCAGAGCCCGGCCUCCCAACCCAGCAAUGGCAGCUUGUCCCCCAUGCAGCAAAUCGGUUCUAAAGAUGGAUUUGCAAGGCCACAGCUCCCAGGGACACCCACUUCAGGUCCAGAGGACGUGUUCUUACGACCCCCUCCUCCUCCUCCAUCUGGCCCCUCUUCCCAACCUCAGUCCCCACAAGUGUUCUCGCCAGGGUCCUCUGGUUCCAGACCAUCAUCUCCAUGGGACCCAUAUGCCAAGAUGGUUGGGACCCCGAGACCACCAAGUCUUGGGCCAAAUGUGUGUCGCAGAAUGCCUACAGAAUCAGGAAAAUCCCCAAACUCUCUAAUGGAUCAGCAGGAUAGAGGGAGGCCCUCACCUGCUCACGAGUCUUUUGGCUCCCCAACAUCCAUGAGCAAUGAUCCAUAUGCCAAACCUCCUGACACCCCAAGGCCAACUGGGGAAAUGGACCCUUUCCUCAAGCCCAUGGGACCCCCCAGGGUGAGUCAGGCCACUCAGGGAAGGCCCCCAAUGGGUUCUCCAGGCAGAGACCCAUACUCAAGGCCCAUGAUAAGAAAUGAGGCCUAUCAGCGCAUGGCCCAGAACAGAAUGAUCUUGUCUGACCCAUACUCAAGGCCUUUACUCGCACCAAUCCCAGGAAGCAAUGAGUCCGGCUCAGUCCCUCUGUUCAAAACACCCAUGCCCCCUCCUCAAGCUCAGGAUCCCUUCAACCGACCAGGGCCACAUCAGUCUGACAGAUUCUCCCAAAACCACCAGAAUGACCCCUAUGCUCAGCCUCCACAUACCCCAAGACCAUCAGGGAACGACAACUUCACUAGUCCUCCUAGAAUGGGCCAGCAUCACUCUCAGGGGCACACAUUCGCUCAGCCAGGGCCAAUGAAUCAAAUGUCAAGAAAUCCUUACGCUCAUGCACCUUCCACUCCGAGGCCUGACCACUUCACAUAUGACCCCUUUGCCCAGCCUUCUGGUCCCAACAAGCCAGAUCCUUUCUCUCAGUCAGCAGGCAACCAACGUGAACCAGGUAAUCAGCCUCGCCCAUUUUUUGAGCCUUACGCCCGACCUCCUGGCACCCCACGUCCACAUGACAAUUACGGUCAACCUUCAAACACACCCAGUCCAUCCUCAGACCCUUACUCACAGGCUCCUUCGACCCCGCGCCCAAGUGGGAUGAACCAGUUCACUCAUCAGCCACACCCUGGACAGAGGAUGUCACCUUCCCACUCAGUGGACCCUUACGCUCAACCACCAGGUACCCCACGACCCCCAGUGGGAGAGAGGUUCUCCAAGUCACCAGGCAGCCAGAGGGGACCAAUGGAGCCAUUUACUAGUACACCUGGCACAUCAAGGUCAGGAAGUGGUGACAUGUUUUCCCAGCCAGGGGCCCUCAGACCGGUGCUUAAUGACCCCUACGCUCAGCCUCCGGGGACUCCAAGGCCUGGUCCAGAUGGUCUGAGCAGACAGGGGCAAAGACUUGGACCAAUGGGAGGCCAGGAUCCUUUCUCGCCACCUCAGAAUAGGCUCCAGGAAAACUUCCCUCAUCCAGGCUCACAGACACCAAAACCCUCCGAGGAUGGAUUUAUUCAGUCACCCUCCAGGAGACCCAGUCAGACACCUGGCCAUGACCCAUUCGAACAAGCUCCCAUGACUCCUCGACCAGCGUCUACAGAGAAAAUGGAAACAAAGGAUCAGUCAGGUGUGGGCAACAACGGCGCCCUUCCUCAAGACCCACAAAUGCCUGGUGCUUCAUCUGAGGCUCAGGGUGUUGCUCUCGCUGAGAGCGAGGAAAGGCUAAGACAGGUAACUGAACGCCACUCUCAGGGUUCGAUUUAAACAUUGUUCACGUCAGUGUUUAACUGUGUUUUCAUUUUGGGGCACCGCUUGUUAUUGAUGUUUUAUCUUUUUAAAUCAGAGUUUUUCAUGUUUUCAUAUUACACCAUCAUUAAGAAAGAUUUGUGAAUAAUCUUAAGAUUAACUUUCUUUCUUUGUCCUACCUAACAAGACUUGUGUGGCUGUCUGACUUUUACUUUCUUCUGAUUUUAACCCAAAAACUACACACAACAUUCAUGAAUAGUUACAAAAAAAUAUUGAAAUGAUGCAUCCGUCCAGAUUACAGAUAAAAGUUGCACGUCUGUACAAUGUUGUUGUUUCUAUUUAGAUAAAAUUAGAGUUAUAAGAAAACUGAAAAAACAUUCCUCCAGCCAGCGAAGGAUCAUUACGGGAUAUUUUACCAAAGACCCCUUUCAACAGAAGAAACAGCACGUGAUAUGUUAUUUUAGAUGAAAUAACAUAAACCUGUCAGAAUAUCAGAAGCUUAUCUUAUUGAACUCUAAAUAUUUUUUGGCUAAUUGAAAUAAUAGAGCGUGAAGAAUAAAGGAAUUAAAAGCUGCAGAAGGUUUGUCAUUGGGAAAAGGGACCCUUGGUUUACAUUACUCAGUGAAAUUUAAGAAGAAUAAAAUAAGCUCUCAUUUACUCUAAAGAAAGAUUCAGGUGUCACUGUAAGCUAAUCACAGCCACAGAGUUUUUUUUUUCUUUUAAAAAAGCUAAAAACAUUUCAUGUAUGUUGUGUUUUGUAGCGACAGCGAAUUCGAGAAUUAAUUCUCAAGCAGCAGCAACAGAGGAGCGCCAUUCGACAGGAGAGGGGCCCUCAGGAACCUGUUGGAAACAUUCCCCUGGCAGCACCACGGCCCUGGCCCCAAGAGACCCCUGGGCAGCCAGGGGAAAUGUUCAACCGGCCUCCUCCACCUUACCCUGGACCAGGACCCAUGAGAGGGCCAAUGAGGUUUCCUGGACCUUUUCCAGGAGAUCAGCGUGUCCCUUUCCCUAAUGAAGGACAAAUCCCUCGGGGUCCACAUCCUGGAGACCCUAAUUUGAGACAUCAGGGGCCAAGGUUUGUGUUUUGAUAGUUUUUUUUUUAUCGUACUUUUUGUUCUGUAAUGAGUGACACAGCACAAAACUAAGAAAGCCUCUUCUCUGUAUUGAUCAUUGUUUGCGUUUCUUUUCAGGUUUGCAUUUCCACCUGGAGUUUUGGGACCUCAUGGGGCCCAAGAUUUCUUUCCUCGUGGGCAGCAACCAAUGCAAGAAGUUCCCCCUCAAAUGAGACGAUCCAUGUCAGCUGAAAUGGCCAAGAGUAUGGGAGGCAACCCCAUGGGGAUGCCCCAGCACUUUCCUCCGCGUGGUAUGCCGGUGCAGCAGCAUAACAUCAUGGGCCAGCCUUUCAUUGAACUGAGACACAGAGCAAUUGCAGAAAACAGGCCACGGAUGCCGUUCCCCCCUGGUGCUAUGCAAGGAGGCAACAUGGAUCCCAACUUACAGGGACAAAGGCUUCCGAGCUUUGCAGGAGCAUCUGAAUCCAGGUUUCCUUUAAAUCAGGGGCUCAGGAUGGUCGACCCCAUGGCUGGCCAGACUGGACAUGUACAGCUAUCUUCCAGCAUGGACAAUCUUCAUCAGCAAGUCCAAAUGUCAGGAAACAACUCACUCAAACAAUCAUCUUUAAUGAGAUCCAUGAGCCAGCCUGCUUCAAGUGAGACCCAGAACAUGGCAGCAUCUAUUAUCCUGACUGCACCCCCUGCUGGGCAGAGUGAGACAGGCUCAGCCGCAGGUGAAGCUGUAGAGGAGAAAUUGGAUGCAGAAGAGUCAGCGGUCAAAGAUCUUGAGGACGUGGAGGUGAAAGACUUGGUGGAUGCAGACUUGGAGAACUUAAAUUUGGAUCCUGAAGAUGGUAAAGACCUAGAUCUAGAGACGAAUGAUCUACACCUUGACGAUUUCCUAACAUCAGGGAAAUUUGACAUCAUUGCCUAUACAGACCCUGACCUAGAUGACAUCAAGAAAGACAUGUUUAAUGAGGAGCUGGAUCUGAGUGAUCCGAUGGACGAUCAUAAUGACAGCGCAGACAUUAGCAAAAAUUCAAGCACAGAACCUGAGGUUGAUGCUGCAUCCAGUUCUGCUCUGGCAAAGUCAGAGGCCUCAGGUGAGCAGUCCUCAGCUGAAAUCAAGCCAGAAGCCUCUGGAAAUCAGGACUCUGCCUCUUUGGCACACGGGCAGGAAAUUAAAACAGAGGUCAAGGACUGUCAGAAACCCCUGGAGGUUGGAGACCAGCAAGCCGCUGGAAACACCUUGACCUCAAACCAGCAGGGAGUGCUGUCUGACUCCACCCCGGUCCUGUCUAGUUUACUCAUUAAACAGCAGCCUGAGGAGCAGUCAUUAAACCCAAUCAGUGAAGCUGUCAAUCCAGGAGGUAACCUCAUGCCCCAGCAGAGCCAAGUCACUGACACCCAGCAUACCUCUGGACUUGCAAUGUCUCACUCAAUACCUGACGCCGCCGCUGCCGGAGAAGGCUCCAUGGCAGGCUUUGGAGCUGACCACCAGGUGGGGCUCGCCGCAGGAAUAGACCAGAGCGGACUAACCCCGGCCCAACAGGCCACACUGAACCAGGCGUUGAGUCAGCACGGCCAGCAACACCGUCCUCUUCUGCUAGAGGAGCAACCACUCCUACUGCAGGACCUCCUGGACCAGGAGAGGCAGGAGCAACAGCAACAGAGGCAGAUGCAAGCUAUGAUACGACAGCGCUCUAGUGACUCCUUCUUCCCCAAUAUUGGUAAAUAUUCUCAGCCACACCUACAGCUCCCAGAGUAAGAUAAAGAUUGAGAUUUCCAGCCAAAGUGAUUAUUUCUGAGGUUCAACUAUUUGUGAUUUGCAGAUUUUGACGCCAUCACUGACCCCAUCAUGAAAGCCAAGAUGGUUGCCCUGAAAGGCAUCAACAAAGUCAUGGUACAAAACAACAUGGGAAUGACCCCAAUGGUCAUGAACAGGUAACAAGCGAAGAUACUGUGCAGUCGAACAGAAUUUGAAGACCAGGGACUGUGAUUGAUGAAUUAACUAACUUGUGCACAACUAUGGUAUUGUUUUAGUAGAUUUCCCCCUGCACCUGUACCACCUUGUCCUGAAAGCACACCACUUCCACCACAGGUUGUUGGACAGGUAAUUAAAUCAUAAUUCAGCUUGUCAAUAAGCAUUUUUGAAUUGCUAUGUGAUUGAUCAAUAUGCCUUCAUAACAAAUAUCAUAUUUAUAAACCUCGCUUUUAGGAUGGCAAAUUGACACAAGUUGCAAGACCAAAUCCACCCAACUUUGGACCAGGAUUUGUCAGUAAGUUUUCAAAAAAUUCUGUCUGAAUCUUCGACUUCUCGACUUGGAAGUUCUGUCGAGCAUAGAAAUGUGAAGAUGUUUGUUUUUCAUGCUGUCAAGUUUGCUAACAAAAGAGCCUUUUUCUUCUCGCAGACAAUGCUCAGAGGGCUCAGUACGAGGAGUGGCUCCAGGAGACUCAGCAACUACUUCAAAUGCAGCAGAAGUUUCUCGAAGAGAAGAUCGGAGCUCACAGGAAGUCUAAGAAAGCCCUGUCUGCCAAACAGAGGACAGCUAAGAAGGCGGGGAGAGAGUUCCCCGAGGAGGACGCCGAGCAGCUCAAACAUGUCACAGAGCAGCAGGGUGUAGUGCAGAAACAACUGGAGCAGGUAAAUGUUCGACCUGUCAAGCUGCACCAACAAAUUCUAUUUCAGCCUUUCUAUUCACAGUGCUGCCCAGACACAGUGGUCUAAUGAGCAUCUGAUACAGUUUUUGCUUAGAAACAGAUGUAAACAGAUUAAUUUAAUAUAUACAGUUUCAUGUUCAUCAUUUUGAUUACUUUUGAUUUACUAUGAAGUAGGCCUGCACGAUAUAUCGUUUGACUAUCGUCAUCGCGAUGUACGUGUGUGCGAUAGUCACAUCGCAGAGCCUGCGAUAUUGGAGGUGAAUGAACUCAGUUAAUUUCAAGGGUAGCUGACUGAGAUACACUGCAUGUGACUCUGCAUGUGCUUUGCAGCGAUCCACCAAUCACAUUCGUCCUUAACUCAGUUGCCAAUCAGACUCACUUCUCAGUUGCCAAUCAGACUACCCUGCCAGCUGUCAAUCAAAAUCAGAGAGGAGGAAACCCACCCCUGCACAUGUUCUGCACAUGGAGGGAGACGCGUGUCCGCUGAGAAUUACUUUCGGAACUUUACUCAUGACUGUUUAGCCCAACAAAUAAGAACUGUAUGGGUUUUAAAUUGUACAUUUCCGUGGACCACUCUACUAUAAGCGGUGCGCGUUUGCGAGGUGCAUGCAAUUCUCGGAGGACAUGCGUUUCUCGGCACAACACCGCUAACAACAACAACAACGAUCGCAAAAUGAACAACGAACAAGAGAAAACCACCGAAAAUGAAGAUUUGUUGCCCAAAAGAAAAGGAAAGUCAGUUAUCUGGAAUUACUUCGGUUAAAAGGAGGAUGUCGACCAAAACACGUGUUCUGUGUUAAUCUGUUGCCACAAUAAAGUCCCAGCACAAUAAAAGCUAAAAAUAUCUCUGAGACAGACAGAAGCCGUUCUAACAUUCACAAAAAGAGGUAAGAUCAGUGCAGGGUAACUGUCCUCAAGAUUUCAGCAGUGCAGUAUAACAUUAAAUGCUAUUCAGGUCAUCUGGUGAAAAUUCCUGUAUUUUUAAUAUCGCAAUAUAUAUCGCAGGGUUGAAAAAAAUCGCAAUAUUAUUUUUUUCCAAUAUCGUGCAGCCUUACUAUGAAGACUCAGUGUUUCUUCAUCUGGAGUUGCAGUGUCAUCUUUGACCUCAAUUGACCUGAAGUAUUAAAUCACAACUAAUAAGAUCAAAUGUUCCAGAAACUGAAGAGAGUAUAGGCUGUAUCAAACUAUUUCUUUUUCAGUUUUUUUUUCUGUCCAAGCAAAGACUGAUCCCAACUAGAUGGAGAAUUCAAAACACACAGACUCGUGUCUGCGCUGCACCUGUCAACUGCUGCGAUGACUUUUUAAAAAAAAAAAAAAAAAAAAAAAUAUGUGGAAAAAGACAUUGCUCUUGACUUUCAAAAAUCCUGCUUUAAACUGAGUUCUUCAGUAACUCUUAGAAAGAAAGAAAAAAAACGUUCAUUUCCUCUCUUGGGUAAAUCCGGGGUCUUCGUGUCUUUGUGUUAAAAAUGUGAUGCAGCUCUUGUGUAACUUCCAUAAAGAACCUCAGUCAGAUUUUUUUGAUGAUCUUUUUGUGUGUUUAUUUUAGAUCCGCAAGCAGCAGAAGGAGCACGCCGAGCUUAUCGAGGAGUACAGAGUGAAACAGCAGCAAAACAACAUGACACCAAUAAUGCCAGGGAUGCACCCAGUACCAGGUCCUGCUGGUAUGGUUCCUAGUGGACCACCAAUGGGCCCUCCUAGCGGACCGCCAAUGGGUCAACCUCCUUUGAACCCCAUGAUGCAGAUGCCCAUACAUCCAGGCCAGCCAAACGCACCUCAGUGCAUGCCAAACCCUCCACCUGGUUGGCAUCCCGGUACACCCAUGCCCAUGGCUGGACCAGGACUUCCACCUAUGAUGCCCCAGCAGGUACCAGGCCAGCCUCAUCCAAUGCCCAUGGGUAACAUGCCUCAACACACACAAUUGCCUGUAGAUCCCCAGGCACAAGCAGCUCCUUCAGGUGGUGUAAAACCCAUGCAGGGAGGUGGAGUGAAAUUUGACGACAACAACCCCUUCAGUGAAGGCUUCCAGGAGAGGGAGAGGAGGGAGCGGCUCCGGGAGCAGCAGGAGAGACAGCGGGUGCAGUUGAUGCAGGAAGUUGAGCGACAGAGAGCCCUCAAACACCGCAUGGAAAUGGAGCAGCAAGGGAUGAUGGGCCAAGAUGGGAGCAUGGCACCCCUCGCUCAAAUGCCGUUUUUUAACUCCGAGCUGCCGCAGGAUUUCAUGCAGCCUCAGAGGCCUCCUCAUCCACAACAGCAGCAACUCGGUCCAAUGAUCCCCCAGCAGCAGGGAAUGCAGCCUGGUAUGGGCUCACCACCGGGGGCCUUCAUGCACGGUGGGGAUGCAAGGAGGGCCAUUAUGGGCAACGGGAUGAUGCCCCGCGACAUGGGGCCUGGUUUCGGGCCCGAUAAUCCAGCCAUGCAAGCAUCCAAUUUUCCCCUGGGCCAACCAAGACCCCGUCAGUUUAGCGGACCAGGAGGAGGACUUCAGAUGCCAAUGGAGGGUCCGACAUUUGGAAGUGACUCAGCCACACCUCUACCCUCCAACUUCCCGGGUUCAGGCCAGUCUCUGAUCCAGCUCUACUCCAACAUCAUCCCAGACGAGAAGGGGAAGAAGAAGAGAAGCCGCAAAAAGAAGAAAGAUGAUGACGCUGAUUCAGUCAAGACCCCUUCAACUCCUCAUUCAGACCUCACAGCUCCUCUCACACCCUGCGUCUCAGACACAUCCUCAACUCCAACCAGAAACACCCACCCUUUUGGCGAUCAGGACUUGUCUAGGUCCCCCUUACUGGGAUCUUCCACCCCUAGCCACUCAGAACUGGAGAGGCAGCUUUCUGGAGGUCAGUCUGGACAACAAAGUCACUCCUCAGACUCGGCUCGAGUGCAGGCCCAAGAACAUGACCGGAUCCUCAACAACAUAAAGCUGGAGCAGAUGGAUGCCAGCGAGUGUCACGGGCCCCGAGAAGGAAAUCUCGAAUCAGGGAUGAGCUCUGUGAAGGAGGAGGGUAAUAAAGAGAGCACAUCUCCUUUCGCUGUGGGGCAAAGUCCAAGUAAAGGGGAGGCUGGUAACGAACUGCUGAAGCACCUCCUAAAAAACAAGAGCACGCCCCCGCAUGGACUGACCCAGCAGAGGUCAGAAGAGAGCAUGCGCUCGGAGGAGGAAGAGGCCGCAGACUGCAAAUCCCUGCUGAGGCAAAGCUCCAUGGACAGCAACGGGGUCAGUCUCUUUGUUAGUCAUUCAGUAAGAGUGUGUGGGGGGUGAUCAACAUAGUGAGUCAUAGACAGGCAAAGUGAUUCAGAUAAGAGGUGCGUCACAGUAAAGAUUGGUAUGAGUCAUAGCUGUCAGUUUUUAGAUGAGUCAUAGUUGUGUGUUUGAAAACAUCUCACUCGCAUGUAUAAAGCUGCUCAGAAAUUCUGAAGGUGCUCUGUGCCUUUUAUUUUCAUCAUCUUUCUCUCCUCUCCAGGCGUACUCAGAUGGCAUCCCAGACUUUCCUGGACCUCUGCUACCUGAACAGGAGAAGAAGAGGGGGAGGAACAAGAGAGCGCCAAAAGGAGGGGAGAAACCUCCGUCUCGAUACAAGAAGAGGAAGAAGGAAGGGGAUGAGAGGCACUUGAUGCACUCUGGCCCUGACUCUGUAAUGACCCAAAUCAAACAGGUAAGAUGAAUUCGAAGACCUUGUGAGCUGCUGCUGCUCCUGCUGCUGCAGCUCCUUCUGCUGCACCACUUCAAGACAAAAGAUGAUAGGCGCAUUAUGGCUUGAAUCUGAAUUUUACAGUAUUCAUCAAUGCCUGAAAGAACAGUGUGUUUCUUUUGGGGUACAGACAUUUCUUUUCAUAUCACAAACAUAUCAGGUACUUGUCAGACGGCAAGUAUCAGAGGCUUUUGUUGUUUAGCGGAGUAAGAAGGUUUCGUGAUUCCAUUUUAAUCCCCUUUUUGAAUAAGACUUGUUGAUAAUAAUAAUCAUCUGAUUUUUUUAUAGUGCUUUAUCAGAGACCCUUAUAGAGCUUUACAUUCAAUACAUUAUUCAUUCACUCACUCAGUCACACCCUGGUGGUGGUAAACUACCGGUAGUAGUCACAGCUGCCUUGGGGCAGACUGACGGAAACUUGGCUGCCAGUUGGCGCCUACGGCCUCUCCGACCACUGCCACACAACACUCACAAUUACAAACAGCACAAAUAAUGUACAGAGCCAAAAAUCGUACGUUACCACAGGCAAUCCAAAAACAUUUCAAAGUUCAAAGAUGGGGUUCACGAUUUGAGGGGAAACUUCAAUUUUAUAAUUUAAUUAAGAAUAAUGUUGGCUUUUGUUGUUGUUUUAUUUAGUUUUUUUAAAAGACCACUGAAUUACGGCGUGUAAACUGUUUUCAUUUGUAUAAAAAUAUAUAUUUAUUUAUAUAUGGAAGCGCUUUCACAGAAUAGCAGAUGGAGAAGGGGUGGGACUUGAUAAGUUUUAUUUCCUUUUCAAAUAUGUUGUAUGUUCCUUUUUUUCCCCCUUAUUAUUAUCAUUCUGUAUUUUUUUCCCUUAAUUUUCUCUUUUGAACAUUCAAAAUGAAUAAACUUCAUUCAUUCAUUCACAAUCGUACACCAGUGGAGGACACACACUGGGAGCAAGGAGGGUUAAGUGUCUGGCCCAAGGACACAACAGACAGACUCUGGAUAGGGGGGAAUUGAACCGCCAACCGUCCAGUUAUUGGACGGCUGCCCUACCCCCUGAGCUACUGCCUCCCCUAUUGAUUUAUUGAUUUAAACUUGAUGAAGCCGUCUUAGGCAUUAACAUUAACAGAAAAUAAACACGUACUGCAGUAUGCUGGUUCCUCAUGAGUACAAUAUGAAUUUGAGUUGGCCACUGCUCCUCUUUACCUGCUUUGUACUAUCCACUGGUUACAAAUGGAGUAUUCUCCCACUUUGAACUCAAAACUCAAGACCAAUUUUUUUAUGGGAUACAAAAUGUUUCAUGUUCAUGUUUAAUUUCAACUAGUGCUGGGCGAUUGGACGAUAUAUAUCGUUGGCACGAUAGAAAAUGUCUAUCGUGCCAUUUUUAUUCUUAUCGUUUCGGGCGAUAGGUUGUAUUUAAUCCAUAGAGCUUGUGCCAUCAGAUGAUUCAUAGUAACAACAACAUUAAUUGCACAUUCAGUAAGUGUAUUUGGUGUCGAACGGGAAAGAAAACAAUAUUUUCUUACAAAGAAAAGGAUGCGUUGACAUGUAGGCUUGCAUUUCUCUUUCGAUUUUGCGACAUGACGCCGCUUUACGUGCCCUCUUUAUGUCCAGCGUCUCCCGCCGUUGCGGGUUACCUGGGUUACACACGUGAGGGGAUCAUUGUAAGCAGUGCUUAAUUUGUGCCGGAGCAAGUCGGAGCGCGAUCCGGGACCUCUUUUGAUCGGAUCUGGGACCUAUUUCAGCCGCUCCGGCACCUGUUUCAUCUGCUCCGGGACCUUCCCUGUGGAGGAUGGCUUUUUUCGGGAAUUCCCGUGGGUCACGUGAUUCCCGCGGGAUGGGAGUCAUUUUUUUAUUAAUCUCUUGAUCGGGACGGGACGGGAAAAAAAGCAACGGGAGUGGGCAGGAGCGGGAACAACAUUAAAAGAUGAUCUUUUUCAGCCGUGUUUAACAACCAGAUGAACAGGUGCGCCCAUUUUUGUAGUCAUCUCUCAGUGAGAGUAAACACUCUUGACCGCGCUAGCAACACAAAAGAACUACAACAGCGGUUUGACUUCCUGUCAGCUGGGAGCGCGGCUGCGCAUUUGUACCCUUCGAGCCAGGAGCGGGAAAACGUAAUUUUGUGACAUUCUGUAGUUUUUCAAUCAUUUCUGGAGUCGUGGCCAAUCAAAUCACCUUACCUGUCUGCCCCUGAUAGGCGAAUAAAGCGCUCGGAUUCAUGCUCGGGUCUUGCUAUGUGCUUCAAGAGUAAAGUAAACAAUGAUGGAGGCAGAGAGCAGCUUUGGAGGAGAAACAUCUAGCAGUGUGAACAACCUCGUCAAAAGAGCCCUAAAGACCUACCUUUUUAAUAAAGCCUUUGGUUAGUUUUCCUCUAUGCUUUAUGCUUUUACUACCUUGCCUCUUACAUUGCAACUCUAUAUUUUUUAUUUUUUUUAAAUUCUUUUUUAUGCUAAUCUGUGACUGUCAUUCUAUUGCUUUUUUUUAUUGUUGCUGCUCUUUUUUUACUGUGUACUGUAGCACUUUGAGAUUUUUUUGUAAAUGUAAAGUGCAUUACAAAUUAAAUUCAUUAUUGUUAUUAUUAUUAUUAUGGAGUGCUUCGGCUCACACUAUCAGCGUUUUCUGUAAGUGUUACAUAACUUUGGGUGAGCACAGACAUGAACGCACUUCAGCCACGUAUUUAUUUAUUCAUUUUUCUAGUUUUAAGUGCUGGUCUUGUACUGGUACUGUACUAGUGCAGCUGUAUACACUUAAAUUUUUCAUAGAACUGAAAGCAUACCAUAGCUAUAUCGUGAUAUAUAUCGUUAUCGUGAUAUAAAAUGAUCCAUAUCGUGAUAUACAUUUUUUUCCAUAUCGCCCAGCACUAAUUUCAACAGGAGGUAAAAGACUUUCAGAAGAUGAAGUCUAGUGUUUGCAUUUUGCUUCUUAUGGUGGGUGGUGUUUGGAUGAAGGGUUUCAGUGAUAUGCUGCACUCAUUUUUGUCUGUAUUAUACAAGCCUCAGCUGCUCUUCUUGGGAAUUCCUCUUUGAUUGCCACCCACCCACUCAUUUUCCUUUCUGUUUUUUAAUCUUCUAAUAAAUAUGAACCUCUUAAAUGACGAUGGAAAACAAUCAAAAAGAACUGAGAGACAUGAAAAAUGUUUUAAAGUCAUUAUUCUGUUGAGGAUUCAUGUAUUUUGUUGAAAAUCCACUGCAGUGCCAGACUGUUUUCUCUCCUAACCCUUUCCCUGAUUCGUUUUUUUUCUUUCUCUCUCCUGCUGCAGCAGCUCACCCUGCUGCCCCUCAUGGAGCCUCUGAUUGGAGUCAACUUUGCCCAUUUUGCCCCUUACGGCAGCGGCCAGCUCAACGGAGAAAACCUCCUGUCUGGUACCUUUGGCAGCGCCUCUCUGGAUGGAGUCUCUGAUUAUUACUCCCAACUGGCCUACAAGGUAAAAACCUCCUACUUUCAUGGAUGAGACAGUCUGGUCUGUCUGGUUUAUACGAUGUACUGACACUACAACGAUUUUCACUCCUACAGCAGAGUAACCUGAGCAAUCCUCCGACACCACCGGCAUCUCUUCCUCCCACCCCGCCACCUGUGAACCGACAGAAAAUGAUCAACGGAUUCGCCACAACAGAAGAGCUGGCAAGCAAAGCUGCUGCCAUGGGUAGGCAUAUUAAAGAUGCUUCAUAAUACCGCUUUGUGACCACAGUUGUGGACCUCAGCUGGUCCAAAUCUAAACCUCUGUUAAAAGACUGAGAAUAUUAUCAGGUCAUCUUUUAUCAUAUUUGGUUUGACUUUCUGCUCUUGUUUCAUUCAGUGUCCAAAGGUCUGGUCCCCAAGCCGCUACAUGUCCCAUUUAGGAGUGAAGAAGAUCUUCUAGCCCGGGCCAUCGCACAGGGACCAAAAACUGUGGAUGUUCCAGCUUCUCUCCCCACCCCUCCUCACAACAAUCAGGAGGAGCUCAGGUAUCACAUACAUGACAGGAACUAUUCGUAACUGUCCUUUAAGAGGCUACUCGAACAUCAGCAUCUAUCAUAACCGUUAGUGUGUGUCGAUUUCUCAUGUGAUCGUGUUUUUGGAAACCCACUUCAGCAGCAAGUUCUCAACAGAGGUCUCUUUCUUCCUUUCUAUUUAACAGCAACAGAGGACAGGAGCCUUGCAAGGACCGGGACACACCAGAUAGCUUUGUUCCAUCCUCAUCUCCAGAGAGUGUGGUCGGCAUGGAGAUCAGCCGCUACCCUGAUUUAUCUCUGGUAAAGGAGGAGCCCAUGUCCCCUUGCCUGUCUCCUGUCCUACCUAUGAUCCCUGCUCCUGAUGGGAAAGGUAAACGCUCACAGUCAAAUCAUGUCAUCCUGUGACUACAAGUUGUUCUAGAGUUUGCAGUUAUUCAUGAAUUCCUGUCUUUGAAUCUUUACAGGGACGGAGAUCAAACUUCAGGACAUUAAAACCGAGCCUUCAGGGAUGUUCUUUGGUGCUCCUUUUGGCCCCGUGUCGAAUGACUCCAAACAGGGGCUUGUUUCUGUAGCUAUCACACUAAGACCAGCUGCAGCAGAGGUAAGCAUUCUUCAAAUUUACUGCAGUUUGAUAUAAAUAUAGCACAGAUUUGAUGCUUACUAAGGUUGUUUUUUGAAACUUAAAUGCUUAUAAUGAUCUCUUUUUUUUUCUUUUACAACUCAAAAACAUCUGGGUAUCAAUGUGCUGGUGCUAUACUAAUUACAGGAGAUUCAACCUAGCUCAUUUCGUCUUUGUUUUGUUUUGUUCUUGUCAUUUUUAGAACAUCACCGGUGUGGUAGCGGCCAUUUCAGACCUCCUCUGUGUGAAGAUCCCCAGCAGCUACGAGGUCAGCAGCACACCAGACAGGGGGCCCCUAUCCAUACUCGGCGGGCAAAGAAUGGGCCCCCACGGCAUGGAGCCCCGACCUCUAAUGCUCUUCCACGGACAAGGAGACAACGGAGGGCUUCACGGUCGGCCGGGACAGAUGAUGAGGCCCGGCGGACCGCAGGAGAUGAUGCAACAGCAGCAGCAGGCGCAUCAUUUCCGUUUCCAUCCCAACAGCCCUGGUAGGGACAUCAAACUGAAUUACACUAGAUCAACUCAGAUUGAGAUGUCAUGUUUAAUCAAGCCAACAAAAUGACAGACUGAAAGACAGAAACAACUUCAUUUUUAAGCCCUAAACAUUUAUUUAUCAACUUUGAACCCUUGUCUUAUUUUACGUGUUUUUUCUUUCUUCACUCAGGUGCAGCUCUGGCGCGAGGACAUGACCAGAAAACCUCUGGAAGCCCUGGAUGUAAACCUCAGUGGUGCUGUCACUGCAAGGUGGUGGUUCUGGGUAAUGGAGUGCAGAAAUCCAUCAAAGAUCUCCCUGCCCACAUGAAGGUACGUAAGACGUAAAUAUCCUGACUGCAACAGGAAGGUGUAAAGUGUGAGCAUGUUUUGGCUGUAGCAGUGUUCAACAGGAAGAUACUAGUUUAUAAAGAGUGCUUUGCCACACCAGAAUGUAUUUAGUGUAUGGCUAAUACACUUUUAUAUUAACUUACUUGCCGCUACCACAAUUUUACUGCAUGUAUUCCUAAUUUUUUGAAUCGUGUCUGUUGGUGUUAAAUACUUCUCAGAUCAAUUAGUGGGUUAAGCAGCACACCCCCUGGCUUCAGUUCUGAGAGUAUUUAGCUGAUUUAAAUAUUCUAUGUUUUUGAUGUUUAUUUAAUAACUUCUUUAAUAUCAGUAAAGCUUAAGCAGUUCAUGUUGGUCAGGAUUUAAUUUUAAGUCCUCAUUCCUUAUUCAGCCUGUUCAAGCUACUGAUUUGUCUCAUUAGGAAUCUGAGGGCCGUUUGAAAUCAGAGGGAGACCUGGUCUUCUGCAGUCACAGCUGCUUCCUGCUCUACUGCUCGUCAGCACCUCUGCAGUCCAGAUCCAGCGCAGAGACGAAGGUUUGAACCACUGCAACACAAGUAGAAACACCACAGUGGGACUGCAAAGUGUUAAUAACAUGCUGUCAGUGUGUUCUGCUUUCCGCUGGACCUCACUGCUCGUAUGUCUUCUUUUCAGGAAUCAAUGUCGACUCUCCCAACAUCUCUGCAGACAGAGAGUCUGUCUAAAACUCUGCACCAGUAUAGUAACAACAUGUCAUCGCUGGAUGUCCACUGCCUCGCCCAGAUGCAGCCCAAACUGUCUCCCCCCUCCACUCCUCCCAUCCCCUUCCCCACAGCAGGUGAGACUUCUAAGACGGAGACAAAAUCUGAUACGAUCAAAGUGACAGUGAAGCUGAAGGCCCGUCCGAGGUCGCAUGACGGCUGGCAUCAGGGGAAGAGACAGAAAGGACUCCGCUGGAGAAAGUGGACUGUCCAGGUGGUGGUGCCGAGGGGAAAUUCCCAGCUGCCAGACGAGGACAAGAUUGACGACCUCUUGAAGAAACUCGGGGCCUCCCUGCGACCUCCCUCUUUACUCCGGGACCAAAGGAGGUGCUGUUUCUGCCACCAGUUUGGAGAUGGGCUCACAGAUGGCCCUGCUAGGCUUCUCAACCUAGAUCUUGAUGUUUGGGUUCACCUAAACUGUGCGCUGUGGUCGACUGAGGUGUAUGAGACGCAGGCCGGCGCCCUCAUCAACGUGGAGCUCGCGCUGCGGCGUGGUCAAACAGUUCGCUGCGCCUUCUGCCAGCAGACUGGAGCCACCAGCGGCUGCCAUCGCCUACGCUGCACCAACGUCUACCAUUUCACCUGCGCUCUGCAAGCUCACUGCACCUUCUUUAAAGAUAAGACCAUGCUGUGCCACGCCCACAGACCCCGGGGGACCGCCGGACAAGCUCUGGAGCAUGAGCUGCGCUGCUUCGCCGUCUUUAGACGCGUCUACGUCCAAAGAGACGAGGUGCGUCAGAUUGCGACGGCUGUGCGGCAGCCAGAGUUGGGCUACACCUUUCGAGUGGGCAGCCUGGUGUCUCAUGCGAUGGGCCAGCUCACCCCUCAGCAGAUGGCCGCCUUUCAUUCUCCAACAGCCAUCUACCCAGUUGGCUAUGAGGCCUGUCGCAUCUACUGGAGCAUGCGCCAUGGCAACCGCCGCUGCCGCUACGUUUGCUCUGUGGAGGACAGAGACGGUUUCCCAGAGUUUUCCAUCAGAGUUAUUGAACAAGGCUACCAAGACAUAGUCCUGACUGAUGCCUCUGCCAAAGGUUCGUGCUCGUGGAUCUGUACAGAAAUUCUGCUGCCUUUCAGAGUUAAUUUCUAACCCUCACAUGUGUUUGUUGUUUCAGGAGUUUGGGAUAAGGUUCUGGGUCCUGUCUCUGAGAAGAGAAGCGAAUCAGGAACUCUGAAGCUUUUCCCUGUGUACCUGAAAGGAGAGGACCUGUUUGGGCUUACAGUUCCUGCAGUCGCCAAGAUAACUGAAUCGGUUUGUACCAUGCAAUGUUUUUGCACAAUUUGAGGAAUGUCACUUGAAUCAUGUUCUGUAAAAGUUGCACAAAGUAUAACCCUGUAUUUUAACUUCAUUUUCCAGCUCCCGGGAGUCGAGGCUUGCAAACGUUACUCCUUCCGUUACGGACGAAACCCCCUUGUGGAGCUGCCCCUUAUUUUCAAUCCAUCAGGCUGUGCCCGUGCUCAGCCCAAAACCACCUCUCCCUUCACCUCUCUGGUGAUAAGGUAAGUUUUAAUAUAUGGCUGACUUUUUGGCUGUGUGUUAUCCAAAAACAGACAUUUUAAUAUAAUAUUUUAUGUUCUUACUUCUUUCUCUUUCCAUAUAAAGGCCACUGCCACAGGCUGUAUCCAGCAGCAGCGCCAGGUCCAACCAGAAUGUGGCCCAAGGAGAGGGUGGCGCCCCCCACAGCAAGCCUCCAGUUGUGCACCCCAGGUCUUCACAGUACCGCUGGAUGAAGAGUGAGUGGAGGGCCAAUGUUUAUUUGGGCCGCUCCCGCAUCCAGGUCAGUGUUGAACGACUCGUUAGAUUUUGUUCAGAUUGAUUGAUUGUUUCGUUGAUUGAUUGAUUGAGCCAUCAGAGUAGACAGGAUGAAAACCUGCUGGUAUGAUGUCUUCACAGGGUUUGGGUCUGUUUGCUGCCAGAGACAUGGAAAAACAGACUAUGGUGAUUGAAUACAUUGGAACCAUUCUCCGAAAUGAGGUUGCCACCAGCAAGGAGAACAUGUAUAAAGCUCAGGUACACAUUCUUUUUCACCUUUUGUCCAAUUUUCAUUUUUAAUUUUGUUCAUAAAUUAAAUUUAUUUAUAGGCUGAGACAAACAUCAAGUUUUAUUCUCCUCUCUCCUGAACAGAACCGUGCCGUUUUCAUGUUUCGCAUUGACAGUGAACAUGUUGUUGAUGCCACCCGCAGCGGAGGGCUAGCAAGGUAGGUUGGAUGUGUUAAUUUCUACAAAUGUGUAAUCACUGAAUAGGAACAAACAAUACGAUACAGUAGUUUUCAACACUGUGUCCUACUUCAGUGUUUGAUGUAGGGAUGGAAAUUUAAAGGCUGUGUAUUUGAAUGGCAUGUCUAAUAUUAACCAUUCACUUCAGUUAACUUGACCAAAGCUGCUUUAUUGUUUGGGAUGGAAUAUCUACUAACUUGUGAAAGUCUUAUUUCUGUGAUUAUUUUUUCUCAGAUAUAUCAACCACUCUUGUUCUCCAAACUGUGUUGCUGAGGUGGUCACAUUUGAGCGGGGUUACAAAAUCAUCAUCAGCUGCAUUCGCAGAAUUGAAAAAGGAGAGGAGGUGAGUGGUUUUCCUUUUUACAACCCCUAAAUGUAAAAAACAAACCCAGUUUUAUGAUUUGAAUAAUGUUGAAUAAUAUCUGCACCUUUUGCAGCUUGAGCAAACAAUUUUCCAUACAGAAUAUCAUUUCUAAAUUUUAAUAUUUGUUAUCUUUUCUAUUUUUUGUGUGUAAGAUCUCAUUGUUCACAAAUCAUUACAACCUGUUAUUUUUUACAUUUUCUCAGCAUCCUACAUUUUUUAGGGAAAGUGUUUUCAUUCAUACAGUGGCUUUACCGUAACAUGUCCAAAGAGCUUCUGUGAAGCUCAGACUCUUAAUGUUUUCCUCCCUGUUUUCCAGCUUUGUUUUGACUACCAGUUUGACAGUGUGGCGGGACAACACAAGAUCGCUUGCCACUGUGGAGCUCCUGAAUGCAGAAAGUGGAUCAACUGAAGAAAACAAAAGCGACAAAUCUAAAUGCAUUUCUUGCUACAGUGAGAGUGAAUGCUGUAAUCUCUGCACUGGGAGGAAAAAAAAGGCUUCACACUAAAGUCAUUUCAUGAAUGAACAGCAGGCCUGAACCAUUGGAGGAGAUGAAUGAAUUUACAUCUUGAUGAAUUGAGAUCAUGGAGAAGAAAAAAGGGUGGAGGAAGGGAAAUAAAACACGGUAGCAGGAUGUGACUUGUGCCAUAUUAUGUGAAGCUCUGUAGGAUGAGAUGCCUCAGUCUGUCUGUAUGUGUCUGUGUGUUUGGUCUACAUAGGGGUGAGGAAUCCACCAGCGAAUGAGAGAGAGCACUGUGCAGGGUGCGGCCUUAUUGCUUACUAAGGGCAGGCCCUUUUGUUUCAUACUGUUAAUGUAUACCAUAUGACUAAAUGUAGACAUCACUGAAUGAGGAAUGUACAGCAACGAAUACUGCGAAGGGAAUUUUAACUUGCACUAAAAAAAAGAGAAAACAAACAAAAAAAAAACAUACACACAAAAACUUUUAAAAUACUUGAUUCCAUGAGUCAGUUUUAUCAUAGGUCUCUGUCAUGUGAUUUGUGUGGACUUUGAGAGGUUUUGUAUUUAUUACUGAAUGAAUGAACUUUAUUCUCAACAUGAUGAGAUUGAGUUGAAGAAGGCUAGAUUAUUGUUUUUGAAGAAUGAGGAAGACAUGCUGUUACUUUUGUAUAAAUGUACAUAAAGAAACUAUAGGAAUAACUGACCAAAUACUACCUUAACCUUCUUGAUGUUUGGGUGUUUUUUAAUUGUUUUUGUUCUGUUUGUCAUUGAAAUUUAUUUAAGAUGGACGUUAUUUCAGUUUGAGAGUAUAUAUUAUGAUUAUUCUGUACAGAAUUUGUAAUAUAACCACAAUAAUUCACAAAGUAUUUUUGUUGUAUUAAAAGUAAGGUAUUGUAGCGUAGUGUUUUGUGACUUACACAUACUUUGACCACUCAAAAAAGAAAUAUUUUUGUUGACUAACGUAACGAGUUAUUGGUUACAGAAUCAAAUAACAAAAAAAAAAGACUCUUUCAAUAGUAAGAGAACAGUGUGAUCUGUUUGCUGUAAUCAGGUUUGAUUUUAAAGAACUGUGAAUUAGGUUUUGAAACCCAAAAACAACUUUUUAACUUUUUAACACAAAUAGGAACACCGACAUGUAUUUACUUGUAUUUGUUUUUACAUUGCUUUUAAAAGAAAAAGGUGCAAACGUCUAAUGAAACUAUCGAGUUAGACAAACCAGUGUGUGACAGAAAGAAUCGUAUGUCAAACUCUUAUCUGAACUGUAGGUUGUUCUGCUUUUAAGGACAGAAAUGGCAUUCUUCUUAAUCAGAAAUAUUUCUUAUACUGAUACUUCACAAGUCACAUGCUUAGAAACGGAAGAGUUUUUGCGUGCACAAUUUCAAGUCGACUGUAAAAUUUUGGAGACAGUCUUAGAACUUGUAAUGUAUAUGGCAUGUAUUUUUUUAACUUUCCGAAGACUCAAUUGUAUAUAUUUUUCUCAAUGAAUGGUUGUAACAAAAUUGUUUCUUGGAUAUUUUUCUUCUCCUGUAUAUUACAUCAUCCUGCCAGUGUGUUUGUGCUACAUUUUCUUGAUUGUGUAGUCAGAUUAUUUUUUUCUUUUUGUUUUGUUUUUUUUUUUCUUUCUUUUUUUUUCUUUUCUUUUUCUUUUUUUUUUUUUGAAAAUGCCUUUUGAAGUGUACAGAGUAUGAGGUUUGGAGUUUGUGGAAUUGAAUUUAGAAACAUUUACAAAAAUAAACUAUUUUACAUGUUAA
Messenger RNA from Xyrichtys novacula (pearly razorfish), 68240 nucleotides. Lineage: Eukaryota; Metazoa; Chordata; Actinopteri; Labriformes; Labridae. The record is from the annotation of a GenBank genome assembly.